Messenger RNA from Cinara cedri, 48166 nucleotides. NCBI's taxonomy places the organism in Eukaryota, Metazoa, Arthropoda, Insecta, Hemiptera, Aphididae. The record is from the annotation of a GenBank genome assembly.
AUGCAAGUUGAGGUAAGAUAUUUUAAUACUAAUCCGUGUCCUAAAUCAAAUAAUUUAAGUAUGUAAUUACAGGUCCUAAAACGGUUAGAAAUGUGUGUAACUUAUUUUUACUCAACUAUAGAGUUUAUAAUUUCACAGCAUUGAUUUUGCCAAAAAAUAAAAAAAAUCACCCAAUACUUGGUAAAGUUCGAUUUAGCGAUGAACGUACACGCAAAAAUAUAUUGGGUACGCGUUUCGCGUGAAACGUCAAUAAUGUCAAUACAUACAAGGUGUACUGAAACGUGUGCACCUACGUCGUGCGUCGUCCUGAACAAUGAAAUAAUUAGGUAUGUAUCCUUAUCUCUAAUCCGCAACGACGGUUGUAAUUAAUUAUUGAGCGAAGGUCAAUAAGGUCAUCGGGAGAAUUUCCAUUAGGCGCAAGUCUAGACAAUUUAUAUUGUGCAGUGUAUCUACCUCACUGGUACUAAAUAAGUGUUAUGUUCUUCUUAUAACGUAUCCGAGUGUUGCUGAUGGCAAUGACUAAAAUAAAUUACCCCUUGGACCACCUUUGCUGUCCAAAAAGUCAAGAGGUUUUUAUAUUCAGCGUUUCGUUAUCUCCUAAAGUGAUGAAUGUCUGAAAGUUAGUCAUUGAGGUUAAGUAUAAUAUAUUGGAAUAAAUAAAUAAAUAUAUUGGAUAUAAAUAUAUUGAACAUGUGUACUAAGGAAUAGUGAUUAAUGGCAAUAUCCAUAUCAUCAAUUUAUGGGGAGACGAAAAUGGCGAAAAUAAGAAGAGUAAAAGUAGAGUGUAUUUAGACUUUAGAGUAAUAUUUUUAGGACGCGGAUUUCGAAACAAACGACUAUUUUCGUUUUAAUUGCUGCUCAAGGACAACGCAAUAAAAUUAUCGUGCAAUUUAAUUCGUGUAAGAGAUACUUAUGAAGUAAAAUUUUUAUUUUGAAUUUUUAAGUCAUUGUAUUAAUUUUAUGUGGUGCAUAAUUUGUACUUCAUUAUACGAAUUAUUUUUAAUGUAAAAUUAGUUAAGUAAUUGGAAAUACAUAUAUUAUCACAAUAAAUUUUAUUUUCAUUAUAUGUAUUUGCUUUGGGUUUUAUAUAUUAUUAGUCUUAGUAAUUCGAUUCACUUCGAAAAUGAAACUAUUUUAUUUUGAAACUUAUGCACUUUUCGCUGUAUUUCCGUGUUUAGGUUAUUUUUUAAGGGUAUUAAUCUAUAAUUAGUAAUUAUUAUUCACAAUUCGACGAGAGAAUUAAACUUUCCGAGAUAUUAUACGUAUAUUUGCAGGUGUCCCCGUCGUGUUUUCCCAAUUCUAGUAUUUUUGUCAAGGUUCAAAUUUUGUUUUUUUCAAUUUGUCUUUGUGUAUUGGGGACAUAUAUAUUGAGCAAAAUUAAAUUUUUAUUUUCACUGGAAAAAUAGCUUUUCAAUAUGGAAUAAUUGAUCAAACAAAAAGUUUUUUUUUCUUGUAAUUGGGGGAUGAAAAUAAAAAUUACUUUUCUUCUAUAUGUGUGUCCCCUGACACUAGAUCCGAUUUCAAAAAUAAAAAUAUUAACAGAGAUAUUAGCUCCGGGAAAAAACGGUGGGACACUUGAACAAUAUACAUAAUUUAGAGCUGACGGGAACAAUUUUCAUAAUGUACUCUAAAAUAUACAUUAUAAUAAAAAAUUCUCCGAGACUUUAGUGCUUUAUAGACUGAGAACGGCAAGAAAAAUAUUGUAUUAAAUAUAUCAACUGCAGGUUUCUAACGAUUUCAUUCGACUAUAUUAAAUGUAUAAUAUUGUAUGUACACAAUAACAUAGUCCGCGAUUGUUCGACGCCAUACGUCUUUAUUCUCGUUUUUAUAUUAUAUUAAACAUAUCGAGAGGACGGCGAAAGAAAAACAUAAUGUAGGUAUGCAGCAAAUACCAACCGAGUUUUUUUAUUAUUUUAUUUUUUAAUUUCCGAUCUGUAAUAUUAUUGCAUACGAGUAUAUGACUCACCGCGAUCGACCGAUCGACCGACAACCGUCUGUCACCACGGUAAUUCGUUGCAGUAAUUUUUUUUUUCUCUUCCAAGUGGAACCAAUAGCAGUUAAUUUAUUUUCGCGCGACAAGAAUACUAUACGACAUUGGAGUAGCUGCAGGUUGGAUAUCAUACGUACCUAUAUAGUCGUUAUUCGCUAAUAAUCAUAUUAUUAACAAUAGGCUGUUUGCGGUUUUCAUGCAGGUUAAGCUACACGCGAGGGACGUUAUAUUAUUUAAAUACGGCGUUAAUACGCAUUAUAAUAGGUAGUUAAAAAAUUGUAUACUAUAGUUCCAAGCGUCGUAUAUGGAAUAAGACCUUCGACAUAUUAUAUACGGCCGUGUAUUUAUUACGACGACGUGACGACGACCGGGCCAGAAAUGAAUUGUGUACGGGUUUCGUGCGCCAUUUGACAUUUUUUUCCGCCGUAUAGAUAGCUUCAGAAAGAGGAAGUUUUCGUUUGGGUAAAAUUGUAUAUAAAAAAAAAACCCCCCUAUUAAUCAUUCGGGUUUCUAUCUUAUCAUUUUGCUAUUACGAACACUCGAUUAUUCCAUUAUUAGAUGUGUAGAUGUGUUUUGGUGAUGCAGUUUUCGGUAAACAGUUUGCUACAUUGUUUACUAUACUUGGUUGCAAGAUCGAAACAUAGUAUUUUAUACAUACCAACGGAUAACCCGUAAUCAAAGACGGCAGACGAAUAUGUUUUAUUGAUUGCUGAUCCGGCAACACUAUAUAUUGGUUGUCGAAAAGUGUAAUCAUUUAACAAACAAUUGCAGUAAACAAUAUCGUCAAAACGAUUUGUUCGCUAAACGAGUAACCUGCGGUUUGUACAAAAUUGUAUAAUAAUAUAGCCAAAACACGUUCAUUGUUCGAAGGUUUGUACUAUCAAUUAUGCAGACUUCCAACUAACUGAUAUUUCUGUACUUAUAUCGUUUGAGCAAGAAUUAGUUUUUUAAAUAAAGUCCUGAUGUUUAAAACUACCAGUUUUUUUUUUUUUUUUUUAAUGUAUAUAAACAUUUUCUUUUGUGGUUUUGAAGACUUGGGGUGCACCUAAAUACUAUAUCGGUUAAAAUGUGAAGACGUUACGAAUGAAAUUGGUUUUUUUAUUACAUUACCUAUAUUCAAUUUGUUAUUAAUUUUACCAAUAGCUUUAUUUAAAUCAAACGUCAUCGGCAGAUGCCAAAGACGAAAUAAAUUAUUAUCGCAACAAUAUUACCUUAAAGUUCCCGCGAAAUUCACUUUUAUGUUUACUUUAUGGCCCGCCCAAGGUCAGGAUACAUCACAUUCGCCUAUACGAUUUAUAAGUUUUUAUUUAUAUUUUCGUUUGCCCUCGAAUAAAUAGUUCCCAUAUAAAGCAAAAGGAGCACUAUGUCCAAUCGUUUACUCGGUACGUUUAUACGCUAUAAAAAAUUAUAUCACAUUGAUCAUAUUAUUUAUGUCAAUCCUUUUAAAACCAAACUCAUUCGUGCUGUGAUGCAAAACUCUUAUUUAAUAGGACGUGAUACCCGUACGUGCGACCAUCUUCGUUUCACAAACGAGCGACAUGAGACAGAUUUACGUUCUGGAGAGAUAAUUUAGUGCCGUUACGUUUUAAUAUUAAAGUGUGAAUCGUACUUAAGGUUAAGCACAUAAUUAUCUUUGCCUUUAUUAUGAGAUAAAAUAUUUUUAGGUUAGACUAGACUGGGUCUUACUAAUUGAAAAUAUGUUUUUCGAAGGAAAUAAAACACAUCUUGGUUCAGCUAAAAACUCGAUCCAGCUCAUUUUUUUAAAAUAAAUAUUUUAAAUAUAUGUGCACACUUUUUAAUAUAUUCAACGUCCUAUAAGCCGAUAGAAAUAUUUAAAAGAAUAUGUUCUCACUCAACAAAUAUUUUAAACAAAAGUUCUUAUAACAAACCUUUAAUAAACAAAAAAAGACGCACAUGAUUCGCAUCGUGGAUAGACAGACCACUGUUGUAUAGGUAGGAAGUAAGUAAAGUAUUGAAUAUUGGGUGAUUAAGUUUAUAAAUCGGUAACAACGAUCAUUGUAAUUUAAGAACGACUCUAAUUUUUCGAGUGAAGCUUGGUAUACUGAUAUGAUAUGGGAUCCGUAGUGUUCUUUCUCUUGUAGCCAAGGUGUCCCAGAAAUCAGCAAGUGUAACAAAUGGAUUGUCAUUUGUUUUCAGUUAUUUUUAAUUUUUUUGAACAAACGUUGGAAAAUCUAGACAAUUUUUUCAUAAUUUAAUAAGUAUAUCAGCAGGCGAAAAAUGUGGAUUUUUCCGGUACGGCGUGAACAAUUUGGAUAGUUUUUACUGGCCGAAAAUCCGCUUCGUGGUCCGUCUUAUUGAAAUACAAAUAAUUUUUUCGGAAUUCAAAACAAAGUUUUCGCCCAAUCGGUAUAAUUCACUAGAUUUGUUCGAGCAAUCGAUUUUGCUCGAGUUUUCUCGAAUCGAACGAUCGGCUCGACUCUACUUAUUGUUUAUUUAUAUUUUUGGUUCUCGUAAACUCGAGUACUCGACUUUACCUCAAGUACUAGAGUUUACUCGAUUACUCGAAUGUUGUAUUUCAAAAAAAUAAACGUAACAUCUAUAAAUAUAAAAAUUACCAGACCCAGAUAUUUCCGAUAAAGAAUACCGUGUUAAUGGUACGAACUUGUGAAAUUAGAUUGUUAUCGUAAUAUUCAAGUAUUAUGAUGACGACGGAAAUUAUGUCGUAAUUUAUAGUUGGUCGAGUAUACUCAACACGGCAAACUUUUUUUUGUCCGGUACUCGUAUAUAAACUCAGACUAGGUUUCAUAAAACCAUUACUCGCCUACUUCUAUAUACAAUUUAAUAUUUAAAUGACUCCGUUAUUUUAUUUAUUUUUUUUUUUUUUCUAAUAAUUAAUUAAUUCUCCUGUAAAACAAACUAUAUCUACUGGAAAUUGCGCGUAUAUUUCGCUCGAAUCACGAACACGCCUCCGAUCAAUCAAUCGGGUGCGAACGAUUUUCGUUUUUUUUUUUCCCCCCAUCAAAAUCGAUUAAGCGUAAUUUCACGGCGUCGACGACGCGAUUGAUAAUAAUAUAUCGUCCGGCGAACAGAAAUUAAUCAGCUGUUUUUAACGUUUAUAUACAUAUAUUGUACCUAAAUAUAUAUAUAUAUACCUAUCUACUAUAUUAUAUUAUUGUAACGUCGUAAUUUACUCCUCGAACGCGUCGAUCGGAGGAUACGCGCGAUUUAAAAAAAAAAAAAAAAUCGUCUUAUUAUAUUCUACCCGUUCGAAACGUGUUAAAUUGUCCAUAAAUUUGCUGUCCGAUCGCGGCCGUGCACACAUAAUAAUACGCACUUGUUAUAAACUAUACUCUCUCGUAUUAUAAUCCCGCGGGACGGUCGUGUUAAUUCAAAAAGAAUUUUUCGGGCAGCGUCAUCGAGGCGGCGGCGCGACAUUAUCGCCAGACCGAUUUGAAUAAAUGCGCGGAGGACCGCGUGGAAGGCGGGCGACCAGUUCUCCGCCGCGUUAAACACGACGACCGGGGGAAUAAUUUGUCUCUCUCUCUCACCGCCCGCGUACGUCUUUUUAUCGCAAAAUAAUAAAUUGGCCGUACCGAGUCACAUGACGAUCCGUAUUUUAUUAUUAGCGGUUCGUACGUACGUAUAUAAUUUUUUAUUAUUUUAAUCCCACAUAAAAUCGAGAUAGAAAUCGGCGCACGUAGAUCCGCAAUCCGCCGCAAACACGCGGGCGGCGUCCUAUAAACAACAACAACAAUAUAAUGUAUCCAUUUGCUUCGAUUUAUUUUUUUUUUUUCAUUAUUAUUAUUAUUAUUUUUUUUUUUUCCGUUUCGUUAUUGUUAUUUCAGUAACGCGAUUUAUCGCGAUCAAUGCCCACUGGUUCGUCCGUCAGCCAUCAAUAAAAACGCUAGGUUGCCGCGUGGUAAUGACUAACGAUUUUUUUCCUGUAAUUUUUUUUUUCUUCCCCCUUCCCCUCCCUCCCCCGUUCGCCGUGCGAUACUCGAUACUUUAAUAUUAUACAGCGCGAUUAUUUUAUCGCGUCACGGGCCCGCGACGAUUAUCGGCUACACGAAAAUUUACAUUUCGAUUUUCAAAUAGAUCGUUACACCUCGCAUUUUUUUCAAAUAAUUAUUCGAAGCUUCAAAAUUUGAACAUUAUUUUCACCUUUUAACUGCCGCUAACUGUACGACUUUUCCACUAAUAAUUACUCGAGCUCGGAGUACGAGGGAUUGGGAGGUCCAAAGAUGGGACAUGCUACCUGGGCCAUCAUACUCCAAAAGUCUUCGUUUUUACCACAGUAUGUUCUUUAUCUAUGGAUUUAACCGUUAACAUUGUAUACUUUGACGAAAACUACUAGUAUGAAUUUAAAAAAAAUUUUUCUUUUGAAUCCGGUUUUUAAAUGUCUAUUGUCAGCUUGGAUAUAUAGGAACACUGAAAUUGUUUAAAUACGCGAACAAAUAUUUAAGCGUGGAAAUUCGUUGUUUUGGAAAGGUUACGCGGUUAUUAUCAAUCUCCGUAUACCGAAUAAAAUGUUUCUUCAUUUUAAUAGGGGAUAUCGAUAACGCAUAAACCGAUCGAAAAUACAAAAAACUCGCUCUGUCCUAUAGAAAAAUUGGAAAACCGGUAUAAUACGUUUCUCAUGCGUACACAUUUGUGCACCUUUAUUUCGAAAAAGUCGUUAACAAGCCCCCGUUAAACGCUAUUUCGAAAUAAACCAAAAUCGAACUCGCUGAAAACGUUCGCAUAAGUAUAAUCGCACGGAACUUGCACACGAUUAUCGCCCUGUAUAUGUUUAUAAUUUGUGCACCGCGAUGGCGAUGUCGCAAACAAAAUAACAGAACAGACGGUGUUAUAAUAUUAUUGAGUUUCGACUACCAUAUACUCGCGUACGUUAUAUAGGCCGAAUCGGCCGAGAUAUAAAUCACACGCGGGCACCGUGCUCGGGGGGUACGAACUAUACAUAAAUAAUACACAACAGCCUAUUGCAGAAUAAAACUAAACUCUGAAUUACUGUAUGUGCGCGGUCAUUGUUCAGCAUUUGUCGUUGUUGCGCAAUAAUAACGAUCCCCUAGCUACGAUACGAGAUAGGUAUAAUACGCUACUGCGCCGGCCGGACACGGUUUCGUGACGAUGAGAAAUGCGCGAAAAUGGAAAGGAUUUCGCGCACGUAUAUUAUUUACGAAAAGAUAGCAACGGCAUGUCUGCGGAGCUCUGGUAUAGCACAGAAGUGAGAGAAAUAUAUAAAUCGCGGUGGUUAUAAUUACUACGCACGGUUUACGAUAUAUUACCGGCAGGUACAUGAAUAACGUCUGAAAUAGUCGAAGCGUUUAAAAUAUUUCUUAAAUCCGAAUCCAAUAAUCCUAAUGCACGGUUCGCUAUAAUAUAUAGCUGCUAUUUCCCCAAAGUCGCAGAAUAUUUUAAUACAUUUAAUAUAUUAAAAGAGCUACGCAUGGUUUCCGUGAUAUUUGUACACCAUGUGACACAGUAUUGCGUACUAUCGCAUAUUUUAAUACGCCAAAAUAGGUUAUUUUUUAUUUUUGUCGUAAUAUUGCAUACACAAUUCACUAAACUGUAUACCUUAUAAAUUGUAUUUUAUAUGCGCUUUAUUGAAUCUAUUCAAAAACAGAAAUUAAUCAAAUAAAAUUUAAUUUAACGAGUCUUCCCGUUCCAAACCCUUGUCUGUGAUGACCAAAUGAAAUAAUAAUAUGUUUUUUUUUCAUUCGUAUCAGCUAUAAGGUAACGGAUAAAACAUUAAGAUAAUUAAAUUUUCAUUUUAAAAACACCAAGAUCCCUGUGUCUGUCACCGUUUAAGUGUUGAAUUGAAAAAUUAGACGGCGAUCAUCCUCUUGUUUUGAAUGUUAAAUGUGAAACAUUUCAUCAAGAGACGGACUGAAUCCCAAUUGUAUGUGUAAGAUACAAUUCUACUGGACAUGCAGUAAGAAAAUUAUUUGUCCACUGCGCGUAUCCAUUAUUUUGUUUAACUGCUAUGUCCAUUUGGACACAGAAAAUGUUUUUAAAAAUUAUCUCAAAGUUCGAAUAACGAACAACGAGGUUACGAAUAGGCAUUUUAUUUGUACUUGUUCGCGUAUACUCAGUGGCGGAACCAAAGAAGUUGGGUUUUGUACCCUCCUCCCUCAUUGCAGUUUUUUAAAGCUAUAAGUAAGGUUAGCAGGGUUGUAGACUCCUAGAUCCCCUUCCACGUUCAUAAAUCCUGGCAACGCCCAUUACGCCACAGCUGGGUUAUUUUUUAUUUUCCAAGACAUUUCCACAGCUACAGAUUUUAUCGGAAAUUGAUCGUUUACAAAACGCAGUACCUAUACUGGUACAAUGUAUUAAGUAAAUGUCAAAUUUGAUUUUUUGUGAACGUUUUGUUAACCGCGAUAAAACUAAGUUAACUAUAGCUUAAAAAUAGUAAAAUUAACGUGCGGACUUACUUUAGGUGUACAAACGGAUACAAACUGUUAAGUGAUAGUACUGAUAAAAAAAAUACGCAAAAUAUACGAUUGUGUUUACAUAAUUUUCAGUGAUUUUCAUAGUUACUAAAGAUAUGCAGGGCACAUCAAUCGGUAGUUUGCGGUCGUGAAUACUCGCACUAGUCGCAGCUGUAACAAUAAAACCAACGAUAAAAAGGCCUACGUAUACUCCCCUAUCCUAUACUAAUACGUGUCCCAAUAAUACCCGUCCAUCUCGGACCGCGGCACACAAUAUAGGAGUGGCUACUCCAUAUUCUCAUAAUAUCGACGGUUAUUUUGAACCGUUUUAAGAGAACGUGACACCCGCACGUAUAGUAUUCUGCAGCAUUUUCACUGAAUUUCGGACUUUUACCGUUUCUUUUAAAAUAAACGCGUCGGAAUCGAUUCGUUGGGUCGAUUAGUUUAAAUUAACACUAACACGUUUGGACGCCGCCAAUCGAUUGACGAAAUGUUUAAUGUUGUUAUAUUACGGCACGCGGUCGUGUUUCUGUGCGAACAGUCCAUUUUUGUUUUAUACUCGGCGCCGCGAACUACGGAAAAUUCGAUUUUUCGGGGCGGAGAAAAAUGACCACGCGGCCUUUUGACCAUCAGUCAAUAUUAUAAUCAUUGAAAAUAUAAUAUACGCGGAUAGGGCAUUAGGUGGUUUGGCGUGAGCCUGAAGUGAAUAUACGUUACCGCAAUGGUCAUAUCCGGUUAUGCCUUGUGGUAACACCAAUAGCUGCGUAGUGAUAAGUAAUAAUGGUGAUUAGUGAUUAAACCUGGACAAUUUAGAAUAAGUAAAAAUACAUUUGUUUUUUUAUCAUAGUAAAAUCGUAAUAAUAACACAAAUAAAAUAUAAAAUAGUUAUUAAUAUUAUUCCAUAAGUCUGUUAAAAAAAUGUUAUUAUCGUUUGUUACCGUACGACGGCGAUAUUUUUCUAGUACUGUGUACACACAAUAAUAUCGCAUUCGGGUGUAUAGACGAAAACGGGGUAGGAGAGGCCGGAAAGAAAAAAAAUAUUUCAAACUCCGUAAAUUCGCGUACACACACACACACACACACACACCGCACACAUUUAUCUAUACCUAUAUACAUAUUUUCCACACACACACACACACACACACACACACGCACACAUUUAUUUAUAUUUUACUAUAUAUAGCGUACAUCGCGUAUAGUCAUUCUCCUUUUUUUUUUUUAUGUAUAUAUAUAUAUAUAUACGCGGUACAGUAUCUGUAGUGGUGUUGCGUCUACCGCCGGCCGUAGGAUUGAAAUUGACAAACGUUGAACCCGUUCGGCCGUAUAAUAGCGCGCAGCAUCUCACUCCCUCUUCCCGGCGCGUGUAAACGCCGCGCCGCGCGGCCGGCGCAAACCGAAUCGCGUCCUCCGCCUCUAUAAACGCUGCAGUUUCGAUAUCGGUACCGGCGGCUCCGCAUCCAUUCCACCGCGCGAUUCCUACCCGACGUGUCUACGCGCGCGUACGUAACGCUACAACAAUUGCAAUAGCACCGGUUGUUGUCGUUUCAGUAACCGACGUAAUCGCGUCCAUAGGGGAAAUAACGAAUUUCCGUUAGCCCGCGAUAUCGGACAAUAAUUACAAAACGAACGGAAUCGACGGACGAACUUUUUGGUUUUUUUUUUUUUUGGUUCUAAAUUAUACGAUAAUAACGAUAAUAGAGAACGAUUAAUUUCCGCCGGUUUUUCACCAUCGUUAUUUCACGCGAUUCAUUGAAUUUAUAAUUUUUUUUUUUUUUAAUUUUUACUCCGAUAAUCGUUGUUGUCCGGUCUACAUGUAAUAAUUGUUUACUAUACCUUCGAUUAUUAUUAUAAUAAUAUUAUGUGAACAUGAAAAGUUUCGCGCUUGCCGAUCUGCCGCAGGUAAUAUUUUUAUUAUACAGAGUACUUAUCCAAUCUCUUAACGCGAGCUUGGGAAGCCUUUUAUAGACUUCUUCCGUCCCCCGUCCACAAGAGGUAAUCGGAGACGGUAUAUUCUUUGGGAAUCGUUUUUUUCGGUAAAUGUUUACGUCUGGCAGUUCAAUACUACGUCUCUCUUUUGCGAUCUUUUUUUUUUUUUUUUUGGCUCAGAAAUUAAUCAUAACGACUAAAAUCGAUUGUACCGCAAGUUUACCAAACAUAACUAAUGAAUGCUAUUUUCUGCUCAAGACGACGUAUUAUUCGUUUAGUUUUUCGACCCACAGUGUAAAUAUCCGAUGUGCCGUAUAUCCUCAUCAUCGGCAUCAUCAUCAUCCGAGUGAAAGCACACCACAAUAUUAUUAUUAUUAUCAUUAUUAUGGAACAGCGAUUCUUUUGUGUUUGCAUAUACCGAUAAUGAGAAUCGAUCGGACAAAAGAAACUGCAGCAACAAGUGUGUGUGUGUGUGUUUUUAUGCAGCCGAUAUAUACCUAUAGUCGUACGCUAUCUCUCUUAUCAAACAAUCGAGCGUGAUGUAAAAGUCCGACGAAUUUGGGUUAAUAAAUAAUAAUAAUAAAAAAUGUUUAGCCGACGACGCGUGGAACAAUACAAUAGCUGAAAACCUUGGACGGAAUUUUAUUAUGUGUGGUGCACUGUGCGUCGCCCCGUAAAAGUUUCGAACAUUUCACACUAUUUAGACAUUAUUUCCUUGCGUAACUGAUGAAAUUCGCAUCUCGCAAAUAUUUUCUAUUAUACAUACACGCGUAGGUAUACGGACAUUCCUCGUCGAUACAUAACGAUUAGCGUACAAUACCUACCGUAAAAAUACCGACAGUAAUAUCAUAUUAUAUCCUUGGUCCCGGGGUGGGCGGCCUUAAAAGUAAAUGUUGUACAUAGUUUUCAAUCCGAGCAAAUUAAAUGUUUAAAAUGCUAAUACGCUAAACUCGCCAAUUUAAAAAAAAAAUACUCACAAUUAUUACCGUUCAGAGCGAAAAAUAAAGAUAAAAACAUUGCGCGAGGUAAAAUUAUGAAAAUAAAUUUCAAAAACAGAUCCGAGUCCUUUUUCUUUUCCGGCGCUAAAAAUAUCGCGGAAUCUACGGAGGAAAAGCUACUUUUCCCCGACUGUCGGAUUCUAAUUUAUUUGGCAAAAAAAACGAAAGUAAUCGUAACUCUUACCAUGCUCGUCCGGGUUUUGCUCGAAAAAUACGCAUUUGAACGAAACCUAUUGAACAUUACGUAUUACGGCAUAAUAAUGUUCGCGUGUACGGGUGAUGUUUUUUUUUUCUUUUUCCCCCCCCCCCUUCGAAUUCCGACGCGAAAUCCAAAAAUCUCGUUUCGGCGAACGCGCGUACGUGUUAAUAAUAUGCGGCCGGUGCAAUACUGUUAUGGGAUCGGGAAUCGGGCGAGUUAGCCUAGACGAGUUGCCCGUGGGCGACAACGAUAAUUAUUACCACGGGAUAGAUUCGGCGCGCGGCCACAUACAGGUGUAUAGUAUUAUAAUAUAGGUAAACCGGUUCGUUUAUGGAAAAUACCAUUAUUAAUGACGUCGCGGGCCGCGCGAAACGCUACGUGGGAGGAGAAGGAGACGAACGGAGAGAGAGAGAGAGAGAGAGAGAGAGUGUGAUGGAGAAGAAAAAGGAACGCGUGUAAGCAUUUUGUCAGCCAAUUGCUUUUGGUGACCGUCCAAGUUCGCGUAUACCUAGGUAAAAAAAAACUAUCGCGUAUGUAUGUAUUUUUUUACUUUUUUUUUUUCUACGCAUUUGGAGUAUACUGUCAUAUAAUUGACGUAUGUCUGAAAACGCGCGCGUACGCUUGCACACGCCGCACACUCGUGCUGCAUACGGAAUCGGUGUCCGUUAUAAUGCAGCGCAUUACACAUAUACACGUUAUGUGAUUACAUUAUAUAGUCUAUAGCCGGUCGCCUUUUUUUUUUUUUUUUUUUUCUUUUUUCGAUCCAUAAACGGCAUGUUGCGGGCUUGGGGCGCGGGGCGAUCGGGGGAGGGAUAAAUAAUAAUAAUAAUAAAAAAAAAAAAAACGACACUAUUCGCGGAGGAACAUUGGGGACUCGUGCAGAGCAGCAGACGAUGAAGAUCCGGUACGUCGCGUUUCUCGAUACACAUUUUAUGUGCGUGUGCAUUUUUUUUUAUACACGGUGGACCGACCACGACGGUCGUAAUAUUAUAAUACGAAACGGGAAUAAUAUAGCGAUAAUAAAAUAUUAUUUUUACGUCUCGCAUACGCGUGUCCAUGGGACGGGCAUAUGGCCCACGUGUAGGGUUACACGUCGCAUCGCUACGCGUACGUGUCGUAUGGGCGCACGACCGGAAAUAUUAUCGCCACUCGAGUUUUUUUUUUUAUCCCGUCCGGGGUGUGUACGGGCGCGCGGUAUACGGUUUAUUUAUUAACGAACGCGGCGCGUGUCUCGCGUUAUUGUAAUAUUAUAUUAUUAUUAUUAUUAUUAUUAUUAUUAUUAUUAUUAUUAUUAUUAUUAUUAUUAUGAACAUAAAAAGAAGAAAAGAAAAAAAAAACCAAACUCGAAAAGCCCUUGUAUUUUUUUAAUCGUUCGUUUUUCCGGCGCUGCGGAACAUUAUGAGGUUAUCGAAUCCGACAAGGAUCCACGCUGCAGCAGCUGCGGCCGCAGCCGUCGCUACUGGUGCAGCAGCGUUUAGGCGUUAAACGGCAAUAAUAUCAUUAUCGUCAUCGUUAUCAUUAUUAUUAUUAUUUUUAUUAUUAUGAUCGGCGGUAUGGGCGCCGCGCGUUUACAGGCGAAUGGGAAUAUUUUUUGGUUUUUUUUUUUUUUUUUUUUUUUCAAAUAUUAAUAUAAAGUAGCCGUAGGUAUAACCGCGAGUGUAUAUACGUGGGUCGAUUAAAUUGACGUUAUAAAAUGCAACGGCGUUAUAAUAACACAAUAUUAUAAUGAAUAUUUAUUAACCGUAUAGCGCGUGCCUACAUAACGUAGUAUUAUAAUAACGUGCGAUGCUGGCGAUCGUGUAUAGUUGAUCCUGUAGGAUGACAGAAAAAAAAAAAAAACAUUAGUAAAUAAAUAAUUGUGAUGACAAAAACGCUCUAAAGCGCUCGGUCGUCCGAAGACGGCAUUAGUACGAUGCGCGGUUCCCCUCGCUGCAUUUUAUUGUGGCGAAACUGCAAUCGAACGCGUAUCGUCGCCGUCGCGGGGUUGUCUUGUUAUUUUUUUUUUUUCAGCGUUCGGUCAAUAAAAACUGCAAAAACAGAGAAGAGAAGAAAAAAAACGAUCGAAUCCGGUUUUCGGUGCCUCGACCUUAAAUGGGCAUUUAAUCCGACGCCGGACUAUACGUAAUAAUUGGAUAUUAUUAAAGAUAAAAAAAAAACAUCGUUCUUAUUGCGGAUAAACGUGAGGUAUUUCGUUCGCCGCGAUUAUAGGCGGGCGUCGAUAUUACGUGUAUAAAUGUAUUAUAUAGUUCAUAAAUUCUCGCUGCACUUUUAGACCUGAACGGCUCGUCGGUCGAAAGCGACAGGGUGUGGGCUACCGUACGCACACUGCUGCUGCGCAUGACGUUUAUUUUUAGAUUGUUUAUUUCAGGAAACCAUAAAGUACGCGGAACCAAUAUAAUAACAUUGUGUAUACGGCGUACGCUGCAUUAUUCCAUGGCCGUAUGAGUAACAAUAUUUAUGAAAAAAAAAAAAAGUCAACUGUCGGUUUGAAAAGAAAAAAAAAACAAGAUCAAAUGUGUAUAUAGAAUCCUGUGCAGGAACUUGAGGUUUUUUUUUUUAUACGUGAAACGUGUUACGAUGUUGACGAUCUUAUCAAUAAAACGAGAACAUAAUAUUAUAUCCGCGGUGACUUUUCCGGUGCAUUAAGUAUUGCGGUACAAUACCGUGGCUACGACGGGGACGUAAUGCCCGCGUGCGGUGUGUCCCGUGCAGUCUCCUACAAACGUAUACGACAUACCGAAUUCGCGUUCGGAAGGGGCAACUUUGUGCCGUUCGUUCAAACAAUACAGCGAAUUGACCCAUCAUCAAAAAUUAAUUAUGAAAACACACUCGCGAUCAUUCGGGUAUUUUUUCGACGCGUUUUUUUUUUUUUUUUUAAGUGCGAUACAAAGCAUUUUAAAAAUUGCGAUAAUUCGCGUACCGCCCUAUGUCGUUUAAAAAAUUAAACAUCGAAAAAAUAGCACCAACGUUUCACGUAUAAUGUAUGUUUGCCUUUAAAUUUGAUAAUUAUGACUAAUUGUCAUUGUUCUCCCCGUCGAACGCAAAUUUUGCUACAUCGUACGUUUAUAAGAUGGGUCAGCGUAUAACAUCCUCAUAAUAUUAUUACAGAGGAGUUAUAUAAAUAUUAUUAACAAAUGCCUACAAUUUUUAUUUAUUUUUUUUUCGACAUGAAUUUAUCGCUCACAAUUUUAUUAUUAAAUAAAAAAAGCAAUUCGUAUAACUCCUGUGCCUCAAUACUAAAAUAUUAUAAUAAUACGCUGACGAACGCAUAAAAUGUCAUAAAUUUCCAGAAAGAUUCUUGACAUUUAAACUACUUGAAUCUUUAUGUUUUUUUUUUCUGAUCGGUUAAAUUUAUUUCUGUUACGUUAUACAUUAUAUUAUUAUGAAUAUAAUACUCGGCAUGAUUUUACAUAGGUUAUGAUUUAAAAAAAAAAAAAAUGUUUAAUUCAAAAUACAGAAUCGUUAAAUCGAUAAUUUUAUUCACCUUAGAUCGUGCCCAAUGUGUUUUUUUUUUUUUAAAUUUAAAUAAAUUACAAGUUUCGUACUAUGUCAUUAUUUAACAUUUAACCAUAUUUAUAAACGAUUACUCGAUUACUAUGGUUUUUAGAGCGUGCCCUGAAGUGUUAUAAAUUAUAAUAAUUACGUUAUAUGUUUCCAAACGAAAUUCGUUUUCGUUGCAUUUUUAAAAUUGGUUUCUAUACCAUACUUUUGCGUGGAUGAUGGUAAUAUCAUUUAAAAACCUUUAUAUAAUAAUAUCCAGUGUUUGAAACGGGCAGGGGGAGUAUCUCUUAUUUUUUUUUACAGAUAUUUGAACUUACACCUUUUAUCAUAUUUCAUUAAGUCGAAUGUAGGAUGUACAGGGUAUUUUAAUUAAUAUUUAGUUCAGUUAAACAGUGUUGGUGAACAAAAAUUUAAAAUUUAAUUAAAUUUAUUAAUUUGUAAUUGCAACAUUGUCAGUGUGUUCCGUCUCAAAUUUUUGAGGAUUUUUAUGGAGCCAAAGUUGUAUAAUGUAUGUACCCAUCAAUCGGAAAAUAGUACGUGAAAUUCCGUUGUUUUUACGAUUUUCAUCUGCACAAUUUGAACUUUAAAUGCUUAUAAAAAAAAACAAACUAUAUUACCCACAAAUUUUAUGAACCAAAUUGUCGAUAAAUCGCGUGUUCAAUUUUCGAGCGUUUUUACUGGACCAGAGCAACUUUAUUUACAUAAAAACCAAGAGAAAAAAUCGCGAAAAUUCAAAAUGACUAUAAUACAAAUAAUUUCUAAACGGAUUACAACAACACAAAAAAAAAAAAAAAAAUAAUCGAUUUGUUUCUUCGAUGCAUCAACUGCAGACGAAAUUCGCUACCAUAAACCACCCUUGAAAUCGCCGAUCGGAACGAGAUUACCGGUAGAAAAACGGUUCACGGACGGAAAAAAAAAAUUCACUUCACAUAAUAAUAGUAUAACCGAUACAACACUCCUCGGGACGUCAGCAUCUAAAUACACGGGCUUUCUUUUACGCGGGCCAUAAUAAUAUAUGUCGCGUAUUAUAUUAUGACGGUGACCUAUAAUACGGGUGUGCGGCGGAAUUUCUAAAUGAAAUAACGUUUCGAAACGAAUCACGACGUUAUUUUAUAUUAUACGUAUGCAUACAUGUCCUUAUACACCGAAGCAUAUAAUAAUAUAAUGUAUUAUCGGUACUAGUUUUCAUAUAGGUACUCAUAAUUUGCAACGGAAAUAUGUGUAUAAAUUUAGAUAGCUACGGUGUGUAUACCUCCUCUAUAUACUCGUAUAUGUUUCGGCUCUAUAAUAAUAUUGCAUUAUGAUAAUAAUAUAUACUUUGGAUAGGACGCGUGUUGCCGGAUUUGCAUUCCGGCAACUACUGCAGCCGCUAUAACAUUUUAAUAUGGCAGCGGCACGAGGUACGGCGGAUAUUAUGUUACCGAUACGAUUCACUUACAACACUUAAUCUUUUAUAAAAAAAAAAAAGUUAUAAUAAUACUUACCGACGUAUAAUAAUAAUGUAUAUACCUAAGUAUUUUAGGGGUUGUUCGAUAGGGGGGGGCGGCGAUUUUUCGUUCACAUAUAGGCGUAUAAGUAUUGCUGUGCAAUAAUACUCACAUAUUAUUCAUAAAAUUAAAUAAUUUGAAAAAAGUGAAUUUCGAAUCAACUAUAACAAUAAUAACAACAAUCCUCCCAAAUACAUUUUUAUAAACGAACAAACGUUUAAGAGAAAAACGAAUGGUAAAAAUGUUAACAAGAACUAUCUAAGACCUAUAUCUAUAUCUUAAGAAAGGCUGAAUAUAGUCCAGAGAAUCGUGACUUUGAAACUGCCCUAUCUAAACAGUAUGUAUCAGGCAAAUUUAAUUCAAGCAUUUCCAUCCGGGUAAUCAAGAAAAAAAUAAUUAUUACGAUGAUCACGCAUUUUCAAAACUAAAUUUUAACUUUUAACUUAGGUGGGUAGGUAUGUUUAGGAAUUUUGUUUGUACAACAUGUAGAAACUUUUACCUUUGGGGGGGGGAAGCGCAAUAUUUUUCUGUUGCUCUCGGGUGACAAAAUCUUAAAUACGGCCCUGAAUAACGCUCGUAUUAUAUUAUGGUAAUAUUAUGCGAAUGAUAAUAAUAUUAAUAUUGUGUACGCAAAGGUAUUUUUUAUUUUUUUAUAUUUACCUACUUAUAUAGAUAAUCGCCACCCACGUCUACAUAAUAUAAUACGAUGUGCGGUAUCGUUUUAUUAUAGGUAUUUAUUUUUACGUAACGUACGAAUAUUAAAUCAAACGCUUUUCACAUACCAUUUUUUUUUUUUUUUUUUUUUUUUUUUUAUUAGUCACAAUUUAUAUAUUUUUAAAUAAUAUCUCGGUAUGUUUUCUGCAGUAGUUUUACUGCGGUAGUGGGCAGGGUAUAAACACAUAUAGUUGUUAGAUAUUGUAUAAUAAUAAUGUGCAUACGAGAUAGCUGACCGGUCAACACUGUUGCGUAUUACAGUGUUGUUGUAUUACUUACCUAUUAUUAUAUAUAUUUUUAUUUAAUUGUUGACUCGUGUACACUUAUAACGACUUACACGACUUGCCCGGUUGUAUAAUUUUAUUGUUAUACCGGUCGGUAGCAGGUAGUAUAAUAUUAUGUUAUGUACCCAACCAGAUGGUCGAAAAACAUUAAAAAACAACUAAUUAAUUCGAUUAAAGUCAAGUUACCCUAAACAAUAUCAAAAAAGACUUUGGUUGAAAUUUAAAAAAAAAAAAAAAAAAAAAAAUGCACACUAUGAGUUUAUACUCGCACGCGGUACACGAAAAAAUUUGAAAAUUAUUCAUUAUUUUUGGUGAAAUCUUGCGAGUCUAGUUUUCGCGGUUAAUCGGAUGUUGGGUUCGGGACUAAAAGCACUUAAACCGAACAAAAUUCUUUAAGUGAUUAAAAACUUCAUUUUAAGCCCAUUAAGUGCUGAAAUAAGCACUUUGAAAAUAUUUAAAAAAACAAAUAGCAGGUUUUCGUUACUGGCUUACGUAAUCACAAAGUCGAAAAUAUCAAUUGAAAAAACCAAUUUUUAAAAAAAAUCUAUUAAUUAAAGCACUUUCAAAUUACAUAUUUGAAAUCGAUGUAACGUGAUAUAUAUUCCCGUAGCACUCUGCUAGAUUAUUAAAUGUCAACCCAAAAAAAUUAGCAAUUACGUUCUUUAAAGUCUCAGUUUUACACUCUUAUCAUAAAUCCUUAUUAUGGUAUAAUUAAAUUGUAAAAAGAUAAAAAGUAGUUUAUUCCGCGGAUUAUAACGGUUUACAAAAUAAAUAAUAAUAAACUGUAGUUUACUAAUAACUGAAAACAAAAAAUUCAAUUUUAACUAUCGAUAGUUAUUACGUUCACGGUAUUUCAGGCGGUGAUCGAAUUUCGGUAAAUUGAACACAACACACCGUAGUAAUUAAACGUUAUUGUUAUCAAUUCGGAAAUUCACCGCUUUCCCUAGAUUUUAUGAAAUAAACAUGAGUAUAUAUAUAUAUAUAUAUAUAUAUAUAUGUAUAGACAUUACAUUUAGAUAUUUUUUACUAUCACAUUUAUACGCAUAGAUACAUAAUGUAUUUCGAAAGAUUGAAUAUUACAUUAUAGAGAGAAAUAAACGUGAAUCCAAUAUUGGAAAAUGUAUACCUAUAAUAAUAUGUAUAUCGUAAUUGAAUUUUGUUUUCGUAAUCAAAUAAUAUCUUAUGUAUUGGUAAUCUUUUCGGACAAUAAUUUAUUCUCGAAUAGGCACAGUAACGAAAAUGUAUUUAUUUUUUUUUAUUUUUUUGUGGCCUUAACAAUAUGCGUAUGAAUCGUACCCACGACUGUACAGGCAAUAUUAUUAUUUUUAUCAAUCGGUCGAUGCAAUAUUAAUAAAUUCAUGUGACUAUACAAUAAUAUAAUACAUUGACAAAAUUGCAUUUUGUGUAAUAAUUGAACUAUAUAUAUUGUGUUUUGUUCUGUUUUAUUAUUAUUGUACACGUGGUAAAAAUAUUCGCGAAAACGGUAUCGCAACGAAAUUCGAUUCGGUACCUAGUUAUAUAGUGUUUUGAUUGCAAAAAAUUUAAUCAUAAUUGCGUUCAAAAUACUUAAAAAAUAUUAAACGUAAUUUGAUUUUUACCGAGAAUUAUUAUACGAAUUAUAUUAUUUUAUAUUAAUUAUAAUUUAUCAAUGCCCGUUAUUUUUUAUUAACCCAUAAGAUAUGAGUUUUGGCCAUGAAACCAAAGUGGAUUUUAUAGAAAAAAAUAUUUCAAAUAUUUUUCAUAAUAUCACCCACCGCUUAAUAUUUCACGGCAUAAACAAGCAGAUUGACGGCUUAAUCAAUAAAAUUUGCCCUCUUAUUGGUACCUGUAUGGCCACCCUAUAUUAUAGACUCAAUCGCAUUUACCCAUAUAGAGUCGGCUAUUAAGUAAAAACCCGGAUUAAGGGGAAAUAAUGCCCCUUCCAUGGCCGUAAGUCUCCAAGGGCCUCAGAUUUUGUUAAAGUGUGUUCGUUAUCUGCGCAAUUAUUAUCUAUGAAUUUAUUGAUAUUCCAUUAUUUUAAAUUUUUUUUUCUUUACGUGUGUUUUGUAAUAUAAUGGAAACUACUAAUACGUUUUUUUUUUUUAUACAAAUAUAUUUAUUUAUUUAUAAAAUACGUAUAGCUUUUGAAUAAAUUGAGGUCUAAAACAUCUUUACAUUAUUUAUCGUUUUGUUUCUUCGUUAAAUCAUAUUGAGUAAACAUUUUUAACAAUUUUAAAUUCCGAGCGUAGCGAAGGAGUAUUUGGUUUUACUAAGAUGUUUAUUACUUUUUUUUUUCUUCUUCUAGUCUGUGUCACAUUUUUUCCUGGUAAACUUACCUCAGAUUUUUACGUGUAGAUAUUUUUCUGAAAGCUCAAGUUGUCUAGAUGGUACUUCAAAAGGGUAAUUUUUUAUAUAAAAGCACUUAAGUGGGAAAAAACGUAGGAAAACGUAAAGUUUCACGAUUUCAUUAUAUUAUAAAAACACAGACGACGUUUUCUACCAGAACAAAUAAUUGAAUCGAAAAUCACAAGAUACCUUUUUUCGUUGUCUUUUUGAUUCGGUUAUAAAUACACGUAGAAGCUUGAAACUUAGUAAUAAUACUUAUAUUAGACUUACCUAGACGUGGUAAAAUUUUCAAAACAAUCGGACGACUUUGUUUUUUUAAUAAGCGUUCUGAUAUCAAAUUUAAACAAAAAUCGCAAAAAAAAUUACGGCAUUUCAAAUUAUGUAUUACCGAACUGCGCUCGGAAUUGUUUUUCGUCAAGCAAUGGUUUAUCGUUGCUUACAGAUAUAAAUGAAAUAACCUUAUGUAUCCUACCUUCCCAACUUCCCACCUACAACAGUGGCCGCUCCCAUCCCCAGUAUCAACUCUUUUUUGUUUUGUUCUUAUUGUUUUCGUGGGCCUCGUUAAAAAGUUUAGCCUAGGAGCCUUUGAAUGUCUUAAACCCGGCCUGAUUAGGCCAUAUUCUUGCGUGUACGUUAUGUUAAGUUAAAUUCCCAUUGGGUGGCUUUGUAUUCUAUCGUAUACGUGUACUAUAGGUAUAGGUUAGAUUUUAAUUUAUUGAUGUGUUCGCUCGCAGGUCGUUGAGUUAUAUGCGAAUACAAUUAUUAAAACCCUACUCCUGCCUGAACGGAGCUUUGAUCAAUUCCCGCCGCAUUUCACUAACGGCAUGUCGUGUGUUGGUAGCGCGUUUUAAUAUGGUUUGUUUGUUUGUUUGUUUUUUUUUUUUUAUUUAACUUGUAUUCGCAAAUCGUGCUUGCGUAGUUAUCAAUCGCAAUAUUAUAUAUUUAAUCGCACGUCGAAAUUGAAGUUUUUAAACCGCUUUUCACGUGUCGUAGUGGCGAUCGCUGCAAAUUGCCCCCUCGCAGUAAACUGGGCACGCAGCUACUCGUAUUUGAGUCUGAUUUAUCAUCGAGCAAUACGCUGCAGUAGGUAAAAUAACGCGUUUGAAAAAAAAAAAAUAAAAAUAAAAAAUGCAUAAACAAAUUUCUCAUUAAUGUGUUUUUUUUCUUUAUUAACUCAACCGAACGCGCGUCGAAAAAAUAUCGUGCUAUGCAAUAAUAAUAUUUAUACACGCGCGAAUUUCAUUAUAGUCGGCUUUCAUUUAAAAUAAAAAAAAAAAAAAUCGAAGCAAAUUAUGACGACGACGACUUGAAGUAGCCGCGGGCGUGUAGUUCGUCGGUUCAAUAAUUUUUAUUAAUAAAAUCGAAGCUCAUACCUGAGAGAUGAGGUCAUCGCGAUAGUGUAAACGGCUGCAGCUGGGUGGUGUAGGACGCAUAGGUACCAAUAUAUAGGAUGAUCAAUCCUCGAUAAGACACUCUCGUUAUCUCGGAAAGUAUUGACUUUUUACGGCAUUUUUUUUUUGGAAAAUUUAAGAAACAUUAAGCAGCUCUACAUAUUAAGAUUACUGUUAUUUUUUGUCAUUCUAUUAUUCGGCGGUCAAACCACUACACAUUUGAUUUUAAAAUAGCAACCAUGUAUUUAAAAAUCCAUAAAUAUAUGUAGUUUUAAUUUAAAUAUGCUUUGGUGUUGACAUUUUUUUAUUUCCGUUAACGAGCUGACGAAAUAUCCCACUUUUAAAUUUGGGUUUGCGGAGAGUAGUAGUGCCGGACUUUUCAAGGGCCACGCAUUCUGCACAAAUGGUUUUGUUCCAUUACAAUAUUUCUUCACCUAUCCAAACUUAUAAGUUUAUAAUAAACAUUAGAAAAAAUGUCAACACCAAAAAAUAUUUUAGUUAAAACUUCAUCAAUUUAAGCGAAUAAAAGAAUGGGUAGCUGUUUGAAAAUGAGAAGUGGUUGAUUGGUUUCUACCUCGAAAAUAAGGUCGACAAAAAAUAACGAUAACGUAACACAUUUUCAGAGCUGCUGGUUUCUUAAAACGUCCAAAACAUCUGAUAAAAGUUGAUGUUUUCCGAAAUAACGAGUGACUUAUCGAGGACUGAUCACCCUGUAAAUGUGAAUACGUUUUCCAUUAUCCGUACGUGAGCUGUAUAAUAUAUUACGCGCUAUUAUAAUAUUAUAAUUAUUACGUGUACAAUAGUCGAUACGAUUGUAGUCGCUUUCGUUAUGCAUUACAUAAAAAAAAAAAAAAAAAAAAACAAAACAAAGAGACGUCUUAACGGCUCCAUAAAAGGUGUCUCUCGCCAUAUAAUGUACACGGGGUCAGCGGGCGUGCUCGCAACCCGGGAAUGGAUCGCGGACUAUUCAAUUACAAUAAAUACAAGUAUAUUAUUAUAAAAUUGUAUAAACCCGCGUGUAUGUCUGCAGUAUACGCAAAAUAUUCGUGAAAUGUCACAGUUAGUUCUGUAAAAAAAAAAAAAAAACCCCACUAAAAUAUCACGCCGGAAAAAAGCGUUUUAAAUCCUCCCCCUCCCUCCUUAAAAAAAAAAAAAACAAACAAAGGCCUGCAAUACUUAAAAUACCAAAAAUUGCACUGAUUAAAGAUAUUACGUCGGAAAAAACACAUUUCACUAACACAGCUAUGAAAUUACGUGAUUUUUUUUUUAAAGAAAUAUAAUUAAUAUAAUAUAGUCUCUAUGCAUGGACUUUGUACAUUGUGGAAUACAAAUUCCUAGAAAAAAAAAGAAGGAAAAUUGUACUAUCGAUAAAAAUUAAAAAUUAUCGUAUUAGAUAAUAAACCAAGACUAUCUUUGACAGUUGAAUGGGCUAAACAAAAUGGUACGCUUACCUACGGGAAUUUGUAUUCCGAUUCUCGGACAGAAAAUAAUUUUUACGAUGAUAUUGUAAUAUUUUUGAAAUCUCAAAAGUACCACAAAAUACACUAUGAACAUCGAAAUCGUAAAUGUCAAAAGUUUCAAAACGGUGUUCAUAUCGUUUCAUGUUUUGAACUUCGCUCUAACAGACUUUUGUUGUCGUAUACAAAAACGCUAAAUAAUAAAUGUAUUCGUUACACAUUGACAGCCCUCCCGAGUUGUGAUUUUUGUUUAAAUGAAAAGCGCGUCGUGAAACGAUUUCGAGACUUUUUUCGUUUUACGUUGGUUUUUGUAGUUUUUUUUUUUUUUUUUUUUUGUAUUCAUAGUCGAUCGUUGUCUACCGCUUUAAUAGUUUUCUUGAAAUGCGAGUAAAAUUCACUCUUUCACUUAAUACGCAAAAUUUUAUAUUUAUAUUAUAAUGAUUUUGUAAAUCAUGGUAAAAGAAUUGCCGCUUAUCUUUCUUUUAAAAAUUAUCAAACCGCCGCGCCGUGUGUUUUUUUUUCUCCUUUAACUACGAACGAAAAACACAUGAUUAUACGUUUAUUCGUGGGAAUCUACGAACUAUUCGUAUAAUAUAAUAUUAUUAUAAUGUCAUUAUAGUCUUAUUAUAUUCUUACAACACGUAUAGAAUGUCUUUUCGGAAAUUAAAUGCGAGAUAACAUUCUUUUUUCUUUAUGGUAAAUUUGGUAAAAAAAAAAAAAAAGGUCCAAAAUUCAUGUACGAGUAGAAUCAUAUACUGUCUUGAGCGUUCCAUGUCAAGGCCACGUGAGUUGAGUUUGAGGAGCAAAAUAAAAAAUCCGCCAUUCAUUCGGAAAUCCGAUCGACUAUUAUUAUUAAUUUGACACGCGCGGUUACAGCUGCAAUAUUCUUCGUCAUUUCAUCAUCUCUCGUUCCACCAAAAACACGAAUGUGGAAAUGGUAUUAUGUUGACGCCGAUCUCUUCGUAUCCCUCCUCCUGCUUCCAACUUGGAUUUUUAUUGAUUUUCUCUCUUUCGCGUAAUAAUCUUCAUGAUCAUUAUCUACAUGUUCCGAAUUGACAGGCUCAAGCUCGAUUGAAAGUACCUAGAUAUUUUAUGAUAAUCUGUCAUUGAAUCAGUCGGUAAGUAUCGAAAAUUGUGAUAUUUUGGGCGCUCUUAUAUCUUCGAAAAUUUUCCGCCUGAACCUACGGAAUUUGAAAUGUUGCUUUUUUUGUUUUUUUUAGUAACCUCAACAAUCAAAAAUGUAGUCCUGUAACGGUAGAAGGCAUGAAUGUUUUUUUUUUUUUUUGCAGCAAAAACCUUCUACACAUUAACUAAUGACUACAUAAUAUAGAUUAUAAACAUUAUCACAUUUGUAAAUACUCAGUUAGGCCAUUUUAAUAAUAUACAAAUAUACAAAUUUCAAGAUAUCUUUGAACUCUGAAUAAGUGUUAAUUCUUAAUCGACAUUCAACAUUAUACACAUUUAGUGACCCGCCCACGCACCCAUUAGGGUGCUUACUACGGAUUCUCCAACGCGCGUCGGUACGGAAAUUUCGACGCGGUUUCAUCAUUGCAGCGAACGAAUCAUUGACGUGAUUCGGUUAAUUAAUGAAUUCGGCCGAUUCGAUGAAUGAACCGUGGACUCCGGAAAACGGUUGUUUGUGGGGCAUGAGUGACAAAACUCGGCACCAGCAACGAUAAUUUCAUUCAUUCGGCGGUCUUUGAAGAAAAUCGAGUUCGUCAAGUCCGUCCGGGCGGCAGAAACGCACUCGGCCGUCCAUCGGAAUAUCGUCGGAAAUACGCGCGCAGAGAGUAUAACCGCGGUGUUCCGACGCGGGCGUUUCGCGCGUACUCGUCAGCAUUUGUAUUAUCCGCGUAGUAGUAACCGUCGGACAACCCGAUCGUUGUAAUAUUAUCGUUUUAUAGCGCGCGUAAUGCUCGACUGUACAAACAAUGAAAAGGGAAAAAAAAAAAAACGGGCGAAUAACAGUCGCGUACAACAGCUACGUGUCUCCGCCGCAGGGCCGUCAAAGGGGAUUUUUCGAAUUUUUUUUACCGUGCGAACGCUCGUGUUUUCGCGGGAGCCCGUAAAUAGCGCAAAUAGCGCAAAUACAACGGCUACGGCGACCACUACUGCGGCGAUAUAGCAUAAAUAUUAUCGCUAUCGGGCAAUAACAGUGCGGCGGCGGCGGCGCAAGAAAGGCCGGCGAGUCGAAACGGCGCGUCGUCCGCGCGACACUGCCGGUCGUCCCGGCCAGACCGGAGCCGCCGCAUUCCACGGCCCGCGCGCGACUUCCCGCCGUCAGGUUGGUACAACGAGCGUGCCCGUGUAUAAAAAACGCGACGCGCUCGCGGGCUCGAAGUCGUUUUUCCCGGAGACGAGCUCCGCGCGGCGGUCGCCGUACCCCGUCCGCCCGCUUACAGUCGGCGCGCGCUCCUUUGUCGUCGUCGCGGUCGCCGCGACCGUACGCAACGCCGCCGUUCGACGGCGAUGAUGAUAAUAAUAAUAAUAAUAAUAAUAAUAAUAAAAUAUAGUCGCCGCGCGAUAGUAACAAUAUAUCAUAAUAUCGUUAUCGCAAAUGCCGCGCCUCUGCGGAUACCGCGACGCUUACGAUAUUAUACGGCGCGCUCGCCUCUAUACGGUCAUAGUGUAAAUAAUAACAACGCGGUAUAUAACGCGCGGCACAACCCGGCGCGUCGUCGCCGUUCGCGAUCGCAUCUGUCGCCCGUGCAACGGGCGUAACAAUAUACGGGCGUGCGAUUGGUGGUAUACCGACGGCCGCGGACGAAAUGCCCCGAGGAAAAUGGGACGCCGCGCGUUACGCGGGGCGGGGGGGGGCCCCUGAAAAAUUUUGCGCGGCCCGCGCUAAAACGUCUGCGGUUCAAUUACGGUGCGUUCUAGAGAAUCCGACAUUCUACGUUUUCAAUGAGCAAAUAAAAUAAUACAACACACGCGACCAGAACUUUUGAGUACCGUUCAUCUUAUCGUUCUUGUUUAUUUUAUCUGUCGGUUUUUAACUUUAACCGAAUUGCCGGUUCGACAGAUAAUCACAGGUGGGCGCGACCAAGAAUUUAUUUAAUAAGAAAAAAAAAAAUUACACGCUCAUAGACGUUGUUUUUUUUUUUCUGGUCAGGUCGAUUUACCUCUACACUGUAUGCGACCCGCGGGUAAUUCUCAAAAAUGUAUUUAGCCUUUUUUCAAAAUCCCGCAGUGGUGACCCCGCUGCCGUAGACCAUCCGCCGGUACAUAUUAUAAUAACGACGGUGUUUUGUUAAAAGACAAGUCUAUCAAAUUUCACUUUUUUAAUUUUUUCAAUUGUCUAUAUUUAAAUACGCCAUUUUAUCAGUUUUAUGGUACUAAUUUUUCUGAUUUUUUCGGAUGCAAAACGGUAUUUUUCGAUUUCCAGUGGUAUACGGUAUCCUUUUAACAAAACACCAUCGAUAUUAACGUGCACGUUCUUUUUAAUAACAAUUAUACUAGGUAGCAUAAUAACGAAUACAACUAUAUUUUAUAUAUAAUUGAAAAAGUAUAAACCAAUAUCAUUCCUCGUUGCACUGGGAAUCUUAAAGUCGAACGUAAUGUAUAGUAGCUAAUUUUUAGAUUCCGAGUGGAGCUUAUGAUUUUACAAUGAUAUUUAUUUUUUUAUCUGUCGACAAUUUUUCUACCAGAAAUCUUGUUCGGAUUUACAAGCGUAGUACUUUUACUGGGAGAAAAUCUGACCGGGGUAGUACUAUAAUAAGGUAAUUUUCGAUUUUUCCAGGAGUUUUCCCAAUAAAUUGGAAAAACGUUUAAAAACCACAUAAUUGGUACAACAAUAAACAAAUAUUAACUAGGAAAAUAUAUUGCGCGUAUAUGUUACGUUAUUUCACCGUAAUAUGGCGUGUAUAUUGUUGACAAAGCAAUAAUAUCAUCAACUAAACUCCGCUCAAAAUCGUUUUUUCGUUCGCAAAAUGGUUAAAUCGUUGCAGCUUAAAAUUACCCAAAACGGCGGCUACGGCCCGUUCCUACAAUCGUAGGACAGUUGUUUUUUUUGUUUUUUCUUUAUUAUUAAUUUUGUUCGCAUAAUGCGCGUCAAAGUUUGACGAAAACCGCGAACGUCGCGUGCGUAAACGCCCCGGUUAUUGCGUUCCAUAACGCCGCGCGUUUCGUAAGUAACGAUUUUUGCGUUUUUACAACAAUAGUCAUCGCCCGUUGAACGGGAUCAUUUAUAAUGUAAUAAAACGGAGUAACCGUACGUAGGCAGCCGGGAUAAUGUAACGACCGCGGGGAAAACUGUGCCGAUUUUCUCGUCCGGCCGCGGUUUGUCGCGAUAAUCGGUGCAAUUACUUUCGGCGCGCGUGCGUGCGUACGCACGGACACGUUUCGUCCGCGGCCAUUUCCGAACCGGCCCGCGUUACUUACCACCCGACCGUCUGUCGGUCGCGGCGCGAAACACCGGGUUCUCCGUCCGCAGUACCGGCGCGUUCGAACCGUCGGUUUUUCUCUCUCUCGCCCGUAUGUCUAUGAUUACGAUGCCGGGGAAGCGGCGCGAUGAAAAAUUAAAAACCGUAUUUAUUACCCGCGCGCGUACAACGCAAUACCGUACCCGGGAGCGAUAAUAUUGUUAUUGUCGUUACUAUCGCCUUCCGUUUUCGCCGUCGUCGUCGCCGUCGCCGUCGUGCCGCCGCGUGCGCGAUAAUAAUAAUAAUAUCACGGACCGCCGCGGAUUCGGACGGUGUAAAAGAGACGGUCCCGCGGAUAAUAUUAUUUAUAUACGACGCAUAAUAACGAUAAUAACGAUAAUAAUAUAUUAUGCAGCGAGCGCUGCGGAGUCUGCGCGCGAGCGGGGGNGGGGGGGGGGGAGAAGACGGCGGCGGCGACGACGGCGACGACGACGACGACGACGACGACGCGUAUCGUACGGCCGUCGGCGAACGAGAGAGAAGAGAGACGGUCACGGUCGAGAUGAAAACGCAUUUUUUCCUCGAGGCGAGUGACCUUCGGGCGAUCUGCACCGUCGGCGGCGGCGGCGGCGGGCACGUUCAGCCGGUCGGAACAGGGGGGGCUCCCGUACCGAUAUAAUAAACGAGCGCGCGCGCGUACGUCACUCCCCCGUCGUCGCGCCGCCGUACGGAAAGUGCCCGUGCGGCGACGAGGACGACGGCGACUGCGACGACGACGACGACGACGGGAAUUCGUGGUCCGGAAAGGUAUGCGGUAUCCGGUCACGGGAAAGAACUUUGUUGAUUUUUUUUUCUACUCCGCCGUUCAUAUCCAAUAAACAACACCGGCGGCUACGGCAAUCGAAAUAUUAUAUUAUUAUACCUGUACUUGGGUUUUUUUUUAUAUAUAUAUAUAGAUCUUAUUUUUUUUUUCGCCGCAGGCAGAUCAUACUGUUCCCAGUAAACUGUGCGAACGAACGUUAUACCCGCGCACAAAUAAAAUGGCGUAUCGACGCGUCGGCCGCAACGAUAAAAAAAAAAAAAGUCUAAUAACGUUAUUAUUACACUCGGUCCGUCCACGGUGCAGAAACCGAAUGUACAGGGCGCGUUGGUUUUCAGGGGCCGGGGAGCGUAGAAAAAACCGCGGCCCGGGAAAUAAAAACCGAAAAAUCGUGUUGCGAUAAAGACUAGAAAUAUUUUCGCGUGUAGCGGCGGAAAUUUUAUCAGUUUUACCGGGGUGCGGUGUAAAAACGUUUCCCAGGCUGCUCGCGCCGUACAAUAUUAGAAUAUUAAACAUGAUUAUAAAAAAUACUGUGUACUAAAAUACGCGGAUAUUAAUUCGCCCGGUGGUACCCAUAUUUUUCGAUAAUAUUAAAUCAUCGACGCGCGAGACGCAGAAUAUUGUCGGCGGGUGAAAUAAAACUCGCGGUGUAACCUGUACGAAAAUCAUUUUUUCUGCGGCGCUCUUCGGUAGAUUUACGGACGUAAUCGCGCGAAUGUGCGCCCCCAUAAAUAAUAAUGUAGCGAAUCACGAUAAGUUCGACGACACUGUUGUUUACGAUGGUAUUGCAACAACACCUGUGGAUUCGGUUUGUUUUGUUUUUUUUUUUUUUUUUUAUGUAUACGCCACUGCAAAUUUAUGCGAAUCACAACACGACGCGUAUGUACCCGUGUGCGUGUGUGUAUGUGUGCGCGCGCGCGCGCUGUUUUUUAGGCUAACGGUCUGAGAUUUAUGCGAUAGUGAUGACGUCAAUAAUAGCGCCGCGGUAAUGACUUGAAUGUGUGUCUCGUAUAUUGUUCGAUAAGUAUAUUAUAUUGUAACAAACGCGGAGAAAAAAGCGAAAGCCCCGUCCGCUGUGACAAUAAUGGAAAAAUAAAAAAAAAAAAUAACAAACAAACUGCUGCACCGCCAUUGUGUGCUGAAAACGCGGUGGCGUCAUUUCGGCUUUUCUCCAGACCGAGGCGAACGUUUCGUGUGUAACUUCGUGAUGACGCACCAGACAUUAAUAAAUCAAAAUCGACAAUAAUAUUAUUGUAUGCCAACCCGCGCGAAUCGCAAAAAAAGAAAAACUGCAAAUUUCGUUGUGUUUUGUUUGGUUUUUCUUUUCAAAAACAGUAAGCAUAGCGGCAAGCGGCCAAUCGGUUGAAAUCGGAAUAGAGAAACGUACCGGAAGAAAAAAAAAUCGUCCGAGUAUGCGCUUCGGGCAGUACUUGAGUCGAUUCUGCGCGGGGUUUCCGUGUACUCAUUCGCGUUUUCCUGGAUCGUGCGGGUCCCCGGACCAAAUGAACCCAGACCGGAGAACCGGCGUCGUUUUAACGGCGGAUCGGAAGCGAUAAAAUGUCCGGUUGAUUUAUUCGAUAUGAAUUUCGCCGUGUUGUCGAGGGGGAGUGGUUGUUUCGUUAACUUCAAAAACCACUGCGGGACGUAUCCAUCGGGGGGGACGGCAUUUCCCUAUACGCUUGGCGGGGUUGGUAUCGAAAAUGGGUUUGUUGGUGGUUUCGACUUUCAAUCGCGCGCGCGCCUAUACAACGAAUGCUCGAAUCUUACCGUUUAUUUUUUUGCGAGCACUUCAGCUGUAUAAUUACAGUUAGGUAUAUACUGUUCGUUUUCAUGCUCGGAUUUCCCUGUACAUUUUUUUUUUUAUCGAACGUAUGGCAAAUACACAAAGUUGAAAUCUACAAGUUUUAGUACAUUACGUUGUCAUUCGGUUAUUGAUUGUUUUGCAAAGAGUGUGUGUUUAGUUCUGUGAUACGCGAAAACGGGCGGAGUGAAAAUCGUACCCCCCCCCCUCCCAUCGACGGGGGACCCGUCUGCUGUUCAACUACGGUAUUUCUCUCACUCGAUAUUCGCCGCGAGCGCGCCGCCGACAUUUUAUAAUAAUACGGCGGUUGAUUAAACAUAUUAACAUACUACCUGUAUACCAUUAUACUUGAGUAUACGCGCGUCGUGUAUAAUUCUUGUGGUGCGCUCGUCGUCACGUCCACUCGAUUAUCUGACGCGUUCGCACCGUAUUAAAUUAUAUUAUAUUUGCGCUUGGUUUUCGCACGUACUUGGCCCUCGUGUAUGCUCGCGUAUACGCACUCCGCGUUUCCUACGCGGGCUUAUACAAAUACGAGGCACGGUCGUUCGAUACGUGUUUUUCGCAAUACGGCUAUACGACGUAGGCGCGUUAUUUAUCUUGCGCGCGCACUGUAACGCGGAGAAAACCGUCGGGUUCGCCGCAACGACAAUAUUGGUAUAUUUUAUACUAUUGACGCGUGUAAUGCGCACCGAAACGCAUAAUACAGCAAAAUCGUUGAAUCGUUUGCGGACAAAAAAAAAAAACGAACGAAUAAUCGAUUACGCGUGGUGAAGCUCGGUGGUCGCCGACGUUCUGUUCCCGGCUGAAACGAGAAAACAGACGCCGAAGCGUUUCGAAAAUCCACCGUCAAGUUUGAAAAUCCGACUUCGAAACUCUCUCCCCAACCCCCUCCUCGUUGCCGUUGCAGUCCGCCCGCGACCGGAAUUGCAGAUUCCUGCGUGUUACAGUGUUUUAUUUUUAUUCGUAACAAUUAUUUCAGUUGGACUGUUUGGUAAUCUAGAAAAACGUAUCGUUCAAAGUGCGCGGCACGAUCAUGCGAACUGCGCAGCUUCAAGUUUCGCCGAUUAACCGAUACAGUGUUUUCGGAGACGGAAAAAUAUAAUGUCCCGUAAUGCGUUUUCCGCACAGAAUCUAAAAUUAAACCUAUCAUGUAUAAUAUUAUAAUGUACAGCCUUCAGUGGAAUAAUGGACUAAUCCAAAAAAUGUUCACAUUGGAUUAAUGCCAUUAAUAUCAUCCGUAAACCGUUCAAUUAAUGCAAAAUCGGUCUAAGCCACCUUUACUUAAUAUUCGCUAGAUGGCAGCACUUAAAUGCUUUAAUGCAUUUUAACGUGAUAAAUAAUUUUAAGAGCAAGAAUUUAAGCUAGAAACUGAAGCGGGUUAGUCUAUCUUUACGUCCAUUUUGGGUUAGUCAAUUAUUGCACUGAAGGCCUCGUAUUAUGUCCGAGCAGUGCUCUGCUGCACCACGGCGUGCUUGAAGUAAAACAAAGAAAUUCGGGUCCGCCCGAACAAAAAGUGGAUUUUCACGCGUAAUACGCAUAAUUACAGCAACAAUUUUAUUUGGCUACGUUGACUACGCAAUAUAAGCCAUCGUAUCCGUCAGUAGAUACUUAUAGUGAUAAUAUAAUACGCAAAACCGAAAGCAUCUCUGAUCUCUGAACUAGGCAAUCUUAAUCAACAUUCAACGACAUAUUCGAUCAGCCACCCGUCCGACUAUUAUAUUCACGAGGCGAUCGCCUCAAAAAAAAAAAACCUUUGUCUCGGCACGCCACUGUAUACGAGAGUGCAUCAUAGGUAAUUAAAUAAAUUGUUUGUCGAAAACAAAACGCUGCGAUGACCCGGAAAAUUAGCACGCUCGAAAAGAGAUCUUGCCGUGUAUACGGUUAUUCGAUGGAUCGGAUUUAUACAAUAAUCCCGAGGUAAACUUGUGUGAACCGUAAACGUAUACAGUGUAUUCAUACACGUGCCUACGAUACGAAAUGAAUUUCACUUGUCGUCACGAGCGCACGCGGAUUCCCGGGUGAAGUGAACCAAAAAGAAUACAAAACAUUAUCCGCCCGACGAAAAGAACGUCGGCGAGUUCGCAUUUUAAUUUGGCGUGUUUAUCACGCCGCGGUAUUUUCAUUGUAAUGAUAUUUCCAUCGUUAUUAUAUACGGCGACGGCGGCGACAAUACGGGUACGAAUUAUAGAGCGGUUAUGAAAAUUCGACUUUCUUGACGUUUGAAACGCACAGGCGAUGUUGGAUUAAAAAAAAAAAAAAAAAUAUUAUAAUAGUUUUACAGGACACUGUUUAAAUGUAUUCCUUUCGUUUAUUUUUCGGUACCUCGAGACUAUGAAUUAAAUUUGAUUUUUUUGUUCAGACUCAUAAACGACAUGUAGAAAAGGAGUUCCGACAGUACACUUUAACGUUGAAUUUUAAACAUACAUUACAUACAUUCGAAAUAGUAAAAAAAAAAAGUCGAUUUCUAAACUUCAUCCCGGUACGAACAGUGCAGUGUUAUUAUUCAAUAUUCAAUGUGUCCCAAAAUUAUCACUGAAAUCAAAUAACUAUAGGCCUGUACAAUACAGGCAGUGAUUAUUGUUCAAUUAGUCAAUUUGCUAUUAUUUCUAUUUAGAUACUAAUCUAAUCUUGUUCAUAUAAUAUAUGUUGGGGGGGAGGUAGUUUAAGUAUUAACUAUUACAUUGUUAUACGGGUACCGACGGUUUUUUUUUUUUCUGACCGACAAGUAAAGAAAUUUGAGUUUAGUAUAAUAGAUAUUAUUUAAAAAAAAAAAAAAGUUUAAGGGAAAAAUAAAUUUCCGAUGUAAACUCCUCCUUCUCCCCACCCCACCACUCUUAAAAACGACGCCACGCGAAUAUACAGGUAUACGUGUCAGAAAAAUACGAUUUUCCAAAUGGUUAUUCGGAACGUAAUUACAGUAUAAUACGCGCGGUAUUAUAAUAACGUUGCGGGUUCGUGUGUAAUAAUAUCAUAAUAACGUGGAUAUACUGAUGCUGAUUCGUAAUUUCGUAAAUUUUUCGCCAGUAAAAUAAUAUUGUAAUAUCUGUAAAUACAGACGUGUGUGCGUGUGUGUAUUCAGCACGUACUGCAUUUUACCUGUGCGCGGUAUUAUGCGUUUAUUAUUGUAAUUUUUUUUUUUUUUUUUGGAUUUUCGAAAACCGCCGUUCGAAUGCGAAUAUAAUGUUGAAAAUCCUAAAUAAUAAUAUAUUGUUGUAACGCGCACAGGUCAGUGGCGAGGGCAAAGUUUUUUUUUUUUUUUUUUCUAACCGAAAUUCGUAUACAACUGCGUAGGUGUAUACCUAUACCGAUAUUAUUUUAUUAUUCGGGUCACGGUCGUGAUUAACGGUCCCCGACUUUUAAACUUUUUCUCGACGGCGACGAACAUAACACGCGAAUCGGACGUACUUCUUCUCGUACAUGUCCGCGCGAUUUGACAAAAAAAAAAAAAAAUAAACAUUUAUAACCGUGGUGUUGCGUAGACAAUACGGUGAAAUUCGAUGGGAUGACCAAUCGUAUUCGUUCAAUUGUUCACCAGUUCCCCCUGCGUUAUACCCGUCAUCGCGGUUUGCCGCGAUAAAAAAAAUCCUCGGGAUGUUCGCGAGCCGUCGGAUUCUGCCCGUUUCGUAUAAAUACGUUUUUUAACACGUUGAGAGGACUCAUCUGUCGGCCUCGGUCCAACUGUAACGGACAACGUAGCGAAAUUACGUUACACGCGCUUAGAACGCUAAAAUAAAUCGCGGACUUCAGGGACGAAAUCGCACAGUUUAAAGACGAGAACACAUUUUUCGAGGGCCGCGCGAGGGGUUUUUUUAUUUUUCGAAAUAUUCUCACGCAAAAUAGCCAUAGCUAUUAUUUAAAGAAAACCAAAACUAACGUAGCUAACUAACUUCUGACCAAACGCAGUCCGCGCAAGUGUUUUUUACUAGAUCUUGUGUUUGAAAGACGGAAACGACGAAUGCACGUGUCGGUACCGUCCUCUCAUCAACUGAUUUGGCGGGCACGGCGUCCUCGCGUAACGCAAUUCCACGUGCCAGUGUUUUAGCCGUCCGUGAAAAUUAUACGCGAACAAUUAAUUAAUAAUUCGACGCGUUCGCGGUGUCCCCCGCGAUUCUGCGAAUCGAACAUUUGUCGAACGUUUGAGUGGAUUCUCGUCGACAAAUCGCGCGCGCAAUACCGUCUUUUUUAGUCGAGGGUUCGUUCGCAAUCGUGUCGAUAAUCGCGAAACAGCGUCUGAACGUACGUAUUCAUCGCGAUUGAAUACUUCGGAAUCCUCUCCGUUGCGAUUAGGUACGGCGGCGGCGGCGGGAACGAAAUAUUUUUAUUUCAACUAGGUUUUCGGUAUUUGUCAGAUUUUUUUUUUUUUCUUAUUAUUCUUUUGUGUUCGGAUCGGAUCGGUUCGUGCGUGCGCCACGGAAACCGGAAAAUCGACGGUCCGCGUUCGGGAGGUAUACAAUCGCGAAGUAUUUCCGUCGUCGUCGCGGUCGGUCGCAAAGUCGGUUUCCCCUUGGCCAGGUAUUAUAAUAACACGGUGACGCGCAAUAAAUCGCGUCGGUUUUGGAUUACAGGCGUCGUCGGUGGAGCGGCGCUACACGCAGUUCGUCAGAUCGUCAUGAAAAAAAAAAACGUGAAAAAUACGCUUUUUAAAUAGCUUUUUACUGUUUGCGUUUAUGCGGCCCAAUCAGAAAAACUAAAAGCAAGACAAUGCACUCUGGUACGUAUUGUAUUUCUGUUACUGUAUGGACCGGCGAAAUUUCAAAAUGGUCUCCUCGAAACGUCGCACACCCGAAAAAACCCGUUACGGUUCUGGCGUCGUUCUGGCUCGACGUUUCAGGGAUAUACCGUAAUAAUAUGGAUCCGUACCCACUCGUUUGUGUCGGAUAUAAUGUCGCAAUACAAACGCACGCUGCGGACCCGACUGCAAAAUACGGCGCGUUAUCCGUUACGAAAGUUACAACACUGUAUCGUAUUUUUUUUGUUGCGACUUUUCAACUGUAUAAUAAAAUAUACCUAUCUACUCAAAGAAGUUAAAGGCAAUGCCCGUCGGCUUCGUAACGUCAUUAUAUCAUUAUUAUUAUUAUCGCGGUUAUUAUAUCGCGGUGUUGGCAACAGUGCGGCGAGAUCGUCCGCGGCUGCAGACGAGUCACUGUCCGUAAUGGGGCGACAAUAAAUCCAAAUGUCGGCGCGGCAACAACACCAGCAAUAAUAAUAACAAUAUUUACAAUCAGCAAACUGUGACCAUAUUUGGCGUACACGAUUACGGUCGGCAGGUAUACCGCGCGGUAUACUCGUGCGCCGCCGACACCUUUCCCGAACACGGUCUCGCAUUUAUACGGCUUAUUAUUAUUAUUAUUCUAUGCCCGCGUAUGUGCAUUGUUGUUUUGGCGUACAGAGCGCCGGUAGGGGCGGGCGGGGGGAAAUUAAUAUCGGCCGAUAAAAUAUUUUACACAUUAAUUUAUAUUACGCGUUUCGCGUCCCUACUCUCAGCUCCCGUCCCACACUCCCACCGUCUAGCCCCGAAAAACCGUACACGACGACGGACAGUCGGGUUCGUCGGAGGUUUUUUUUCCUCUCCGUUUUUCGUGUACAUAAUACACUGCUACCCGGCCGCAGUAAUUUCCGUCAUCAUUAUUCAUUAAUAAUAAGACGGCACCGCGAAAUAUAAUAAUAGCCUAGGCAGCGCCUAAUAAUAAUAAAGCCGUACGAUUUUAGGUAGGUAAUAGUAGUAGUAACUAGUAGUAGUAGUAGUAGUAGUAGUAAACUGCAGUGGAGUUGGUAAUCGUUUUGCACGAACAGCUCUUCGCAAUAACAACUGAAAUAUUAUAAUGUAUACCCGUUAUAAUAGGUACCACUGGUAUUAUGUUUUAAUAAAUAGGGACCGGAUUUAUGCGCAUUUUUCUCCUCUUCCGUAUAGCGGUUAAAAAAAAACUAAACCAGCUUGAUCGGAUAGAAAUAUUUUAAUCCCAACGUGUUUCGGUAUUAUGGUACACUAAUAAUUAUUGAAAAUUUGUUUGCCAAAUUUUUUCGACGCGUAACAUACAGACUCGAUCGUCAGAACCGACUUGUUCCGAUCACCGAAAUACCCAUCAUAGACUCGUGCAACUAUAGACGGGCCAUUCGGUACGAUAGCGCGUGCCAGGGGCCCGUGGACCGAAUGUGGAGUGAAGCUGUCCUCGGGGGAAAGUUUCUUUCUUUCUCACACAUCACAGUCUGUGCGGCUCUCUCUUGUGAUCGGUUUGACGCGACCACACCUUCUAGUCCUCGGACAUAAUUUUUCAUCGGUAUAUCUACCCAAAUCUAUCUAAAAAACGGACAGAAAAUAACGAUAACCAUCUUCCGACUAAAUCUAUGAUAUGAUUUCAAUUUCAAUUUUUCAAUAUAUUUUAAUGGUUGCCACUAAAAAAAAUCUUUUUUUUUUUUAUUGCAAUAAUUUAUCGUGGCUACGUGUGUUAACUAAAUAAUUACCUACCGGAUAUUGUACGUCUUAUACCGACUUCCUCCUUUCCCAACAGUGAGAUUUUGCCGAACCAGGCACCCUAAACCCUAACCCUUACUCAACGGACUGUUCUGAAUUAAUCAGAGACUUUGCGGUAAUUAUGAACUCGAACGAAAUUAACAUAACGUAUACUUAAAACCGUUCAUAUCGAACCUUACAAUACUCAUACAUAUUAAUGAUAUGGGUAUUCAAUAUUAUUUUCGUUGAUGUGAAUAUUGGCAUACACUGUAGUAAAACGAACGAUUACAAGUCCUACAUACUUAUUACCUAUCCUAUUCCAAACUCCCUGUAUGUCCACAUUGUCGUUCAUCUUGUACCGCGACCUACAACGGAUAAAGAACGCAGUGGCCAAUCCAAUAUUUUUAAUAUCUAUGCAGAUAUUUGAAUUUCCAGUCGCGCCGGUGGUUGGGUUAGGUUAGGUUAUCGAAUGGUUAUCGAAACAUUUGGACGGUGUUAGUGCAAAAGAGUUCGUCGGAUUUUUUUCUUAUUUCAUAGUAACGUGUUUCGUAUGCAAUUUUGUGCCGCGUCUACUGGUACCACUAGUUUGAACGGAUGUAGGACCGUUAUCGAGUUAUUGAUAGGUUUAUAUGUGUUUUAUCACAAGUUGUGGUGCCUAAUUAAAUUUAGAUCGUGAAAAAGUGCUCAAGCCAAUGUUGUUCUCGGUGUAAAAGUUUUUCGACCAAUUCGUCUAUUUUAUCCUAAUAUAUGAUCCAAAAGAUUUCCGAUAAGUAUCGAAAACCGAUAACAAAACGGAACUAUAAUUCUGCACCGGUUUUAUUUCAUUUUUGAAAAUCCAUUAUAAAAGCUCAAGAAUGGCUUGAUUUUUUUUUUUUUUUUUUUACCAUUAUUUUCCCUAGUUUUCCUGUGGUUCUGUAAUUUCCGUAAUUUUUUUGCGCAUGUUUUUGGUUUUUGUAAUUUAAAAACUUUAAAAUUUGUUUUUAUGAAAUCGCGAUCACAUAUUCGUACUUUGGUCUACAUUCAGACAGAUACACUGCAGCCAUAUUGUUUUACCGUCACUGAAAAUGAUCGUUCUUUUAGUUAGAACACCGGCACGCGCGCCCUCUCGGUUAUAAUAAUAUUAUUGAAAUACGAUAUUAUUAUAUUAUUGUAUAUAAUUAUAAUGGGUUACGUGGCCGCCGUCGUCGUCGUCGUCGGAAGAAACGCGGAGGUUUGCACGAGUUCUCCGCAGGAGAGCAAAAGCGCAGUCUGCUGCCAUAAUAAUAUACGCGACCAUAAUAAUAUUGUAUAGGUACUUACGACUAUGUAUCUCGGCCGAGACACGGGUAUUAGUUUUAUAAUUUUUUUUUUUUGAAUUUUUUUUUCUCUAAUACGCCCUCUUCCUCUCUAUCUCUCUCUCCCCCUCCCCCCCUCCCUCCUCACUCUCACUCACUCACUCUUUCUCUCCAUCUCGGCUAAAAUUCAUGCGCAUACCGAUACAUACACUGCGGCUAUAUUCCGUGCAGCGCGUUAUAAAUCAGGUUUGCAAGAAUCUGGUUCACGUUUAGUCGGAAAAUAAUUAUUACGGAUACACGUCUGCGGCGGCCGCGACGACGGCGACGGGAACCCGCAAACUCGGUUGUACGGCGAUUCAUACGAUAAUGGCCGCCGCCGCCACACAUCUUCGCGCCGACCAAUUUUUAUUUCAAUUUUUUUUUUUUUUUUUUAAUUUUCUUUGUUUUUUUUUUUUUUUAUUUCAUCGAAUAUACGAGUGUAAAAUAAUAUAAUAAAAUAACGUUUAAGCGUAGUAAUAGGACGUACUAUCGCGGCGAAGGCCGUCGCCGGCUGUACGCCGCCGCGCGUGGACAGUACGCGACAGUCAUGGCCCGUAUUGCUGAGUAUACUUUUCUGGAGGGGGGGGGAGAGGUGACGAGAGGAGGCCGUAAACAAAUCGGUCGAACGGGCCUAAUUUGAUUGCGUAAAAAUUACCAAAUCGAUAAUAUUUUGCGCGUACAAAUUCUUACUCUAUAUAAUAUGUAUUUAUCAUACUUGGGAGGAAGAAAUGAGUAGGGUUGAAAUCGACGAAAAAUACCACGAUCGUCGGUUUCAUUAAACAUUAUAACAAUAAUUAUCAUUAAACAUGUGAAAUUGAAAAAAAUGAAUUACGAAAAUUGUUGUCCAACGCCAAUAAUUGCUGCAGACGCUUACGGUUUUUCGCGAAAUUCGUGUUUUGAUUAUUCCGGACAAACAAUAUUUUCUGUAAACCAACGUGAUUGGGUGACACACAAAAAAAAAAAAACAAUACUAGAUAUUUAUUCUGAUUAAAAAACAAUUAUAGACAACUCCGAAGAUUUUAAAUUAAUUUAAAUAAUAGCUUCCAACCGUUGAAUAAACGGUAAAAAUUAAAUCGCGGAAAAUUGAAUCUAUUUUUUUAUCCCAGGCGGGUUUCGUUAUUAUUUUGUUUCCUAAAAAGUUAGUUUUUGGUAAAAACGAGCCGUCUACAGGUUAUUGCGCAAAGCUCUUCAAUUAUUCACGUACGGCGAUAAAAUGGUUUACGGUUUUUUUUUUUUGGUGGGUAUUUUUUGUCCAUUCGAAAUCGCGACGUGGGUGUAAUAAUAAUUGUCGGCCGCCACCACAUAAUAUUAUGCACCGUCGUGAAGGCGGGCGUCACCGAGAAUAAAACGAUAUUUCCGCCCCGAAACAAGAGAGAAAAAAAAAAACAUUUUAUACUAACGUUUUUUCACUAUAGUUUUUAAAAUAGUAUUUAAUUUAUCGCCUCGUUGCUUUCCUUUUCGCCGCGAAUUCCGGGCGAGUUACUCGAGGAUUUAACUGUUGACUCGAGUACAACUCAACAGGCGACUGCCAUAUUUUCCGUUUUGUAUAACAGAUUCGAGUGUUUUUAACGAACUGUCUUGGCCACAUCGUUUACUGCAAUCGAUCGUUUGAUAAUUUAAUGCAUUUUUCGAAAAACGCGAGUUGUAGGAAUCUGCGAACAAUAUUACAAUAACCACAUUUUCCGUGAUCAGUCAGAUAUACUGGACAUCCGUUGGUAAAAUACUGUUCAGUGAACAAAACGUUUUGGUGACGUUGCAAUCAAGUAGCAAACAAUGCAGCAUUAACUCGAAAAUCCUUCGUUCCGAAUCAUUAGUGACGCAGCUAACGGGUAAAAUGUCGACAAAUCGAGACUCGGGAAGCCCCAAUAUCGGAGGUUAAUCCCCUAAAUGUAAGUCGACGCUCGCAAGACGAGCAACGGAAGUUCGUUUUACAAGGUUUUUGGUAAAAUACGAUUCAAAGAUAGAAAGUACCUAGGAUUAUUAUUCAGGGCUGUUUAAACUGUCGAGAGUAGUCCCCAAUUCGUUUUCGACUUUAGGGCCUUUUAGUGUGGUUAUUAGAUUCCGAGCUAAGCGAGGCGUGUUAUGGUUUUACAAGGAUGUCUUUUUUUGUGUCUGUCAACCACUUUUCUACCAUAGAUCUUUCUCCAAUCAAAAACUUUAUAAAGAAAUUUCUUUUCGCAUUUUUGAUCUUGUUGCUGCAAUGAUGAGAUCAUUAUUUGAUUUUUUGUAUAGUUAAACGGAGAAUGUUGACAGUUUUUUGUGUAGUGUUUAUCGAUUUAUUGGUAAUUUUGGCAACGAGUGGAUAAAAUAAGACAAAAUAAUAUUCCGCUCAGAAUCGUUUUUCGAUAAUUUAUCGUUGCGUACAAAUCGAAUUACUCUGUAUGUCCUCUCGUCCGGCUACCAUCCUAAAACAGAGUUGCACGCCUAUAUCAUCAGUAUCGGCCAUUUAUGGUAUUAAAAUCCAUCGAAUAAAAAAAAAGAUUUACGAAUUAUACGAGUAUCCGGGGAAACUCGUAAGAAACUAUUAUUAAUUCGCGUACAAAAAUCUCAAUCACCACGCUCAUCACACACGCCGUAUCGUAUUUACGGAAAUCAACGAUCGGGCGGUGACUAACGACCGUGCCGUAUAAUUUUAUCCGAUUCACUUGGAAAAAAAAAAAAUAAAGAGAAUCGCCGAAAUUUAAUUUGUAUAUUAUAUAGCGUCGGUGCGAGCUAUAAAAUAAUAAAACUUUUUUAGACAGCACAAAACUAUACUUUUUUCUUGAAAACUGAUACGUAUGAAAAUUUAAAAACCCGUCUUGAAUGUGUUACCGUUAUUUGUCCGUUUCUCCGCCCGGGUUCAAAAUUUCAUAUCCGCGGGCGCGCGCGCGUUGUUGUAGUUUUUUUUUAUUAUUAUUUUUUUUUUUUGUCCUAAACCGGUGCGUCGUUGUCGGUUUUUUUAAAAUUUUAGAAAAAUGUUCGGGUUCGAUAGGUAACUAUAAAGUUAUACGAGAAUAUUCGAUUCUCGAUAAGACACUCGUUAUUUCUCAAAAAAUUAUUAACUUUUUUCAGAUUUUAUUUUAAGAAACAAGCAUGUCUAUAAACAGUGUUACGAUUUCUUUACUUUUGUCACCUUUAGUUGUGGGAGUGAAAUACCUACGUGUUUUUGAUUUUCAAACGGGAACAACCUGUAUAAAAAAUUGUGAUGUUAACCGAUGGAGGUUGGAGUAUAAGUCAAAAUACAUUUUGAUGUUGAAAUUUUCGAUUUCCGUCCGAUUUCGUCCGAGAUAAUUACUUCUAAGUUUAGAUUGGGGGAGAGUGGUGGAACAUUAUUUAAACGCCGUGAGUCGUGUCGCCACACAAAUAAUGCUCCACUACCCUGUCCCAACCCGAACUUAAAAGCGGAAUAUCACGGUGACGGAAAUGAAUAAAUUCGACAUCAAAAUGUGUUUAAAUUUCAUCUGUUUCGGGCAUUUUCAAUGCAGGCUGCUAUUUGAAAAUCAAAUGUAGGCAACCGAUCUAAAAUACGGGCGACAAAAAUAAUGAAAGCGAAACAUUUUAUAUAUGCUAUUGUUUGUUAAACUUUUAUAAUAAAAAAAAUUAAUAUUUUCCGUGAUUAUGAGUGUCUUAUCCGUAUCGAGGAUUGAUUCAUUCAACGUCUAAAAUAAAGUACUGCCGAACACACAUGUUUUAAAGAACGAUAUGAAUUUCCUCUAAAAAACACCGUAUAGUAAAACGUAAGCGGGUUUUCUAUGACUCCGAUUGAGGAUGUAUGAUGUUCUCUCUCCCACAAGUGACAUUUAAAUGUAUAGGAUGUUUUGUUUUUUCAUCAUAAACCAGCAAUUUUCUCGGAGGAUUUUAAAUGAAUUUGAUUUCUGUUUUUUUUUUUUUUUUUUUUAAUCGCUGUGGAAUCUUUAUUUUUUAAGUUUUUACCCCUACUCCAUACACUUCAAAUGAAUAUAUUCUUUUGCUUUUCGAAUAGAAACCCCUCAUUUUGAAUACGGACUCGAGUGGAAAAUAGUUUUGGUAUGCACACCACUAUGUAAUAUCAGAUUUACCGUUUAUGAGUUUAGGGAACAAUUUAUCAUUUAUAAGCCUUCCCCACUCUUUCGGUCUAUAAACUUUAAACGGUAAAUAUUAGUGUUAUGCGUAUCAAAAUGUCUAGAAAAAUAUUCUCUAAUCGAAUCUGUGUCCGAAAAGGUGGUUCCUAUAUGAAAAUCAAAAGUAUAUAUACUUAUUUAAGGUAUAUAAAUGGAGUAGGGGUAUGAGAUUUAGAAAAAAAAACAGAAAUCAAAUGUACGUAAAAUCCUAAGAGAAAAUUGCUGGUUCGUGUUAAAAAAAAAAAAAUACAAAAAUCCCGGCUACGCGCGUGUCCCGAACGCGUUUGCCGAUUGCCGGGUAGGGAAGAAAAAAAAUCGGACGUUGCUCGUUCACGGCCAAUAAUUCGUUAUCAAUGAUGGACAGGGAAAAGGACGAAGUCCCGGCCGCGAGAUUAAAUCGACGGAAUGACGUCCGCCUCGUUUCGACGACAAACGACUCGAGCGAGUCCGGUAGAUUUUUUUUAAUUUUUCUGUCCCCUCGGCGAAGCGUUUAUGCCGACGGACCGUAUUAUACACGUCGUGUACACGUGACGGACAAAAGCGUGGGGGCAUAAGGUCCUCGUGCGGCGGCGGGGGAAGUGAAGUGUCCGUCACCGAAGCUUUGUGCGGCUCGAGGAUUUUCCGUCUACAAUAUAAUAUAUGGCUAGGCUCCUCUCGUCGCGUAUACGAUAACUCGUUGUGGAUGAAUAUUUAUCGCGAGGUUUUUUUUUUUAAGUAUUUUUUUUUACAUUUUUACGUUUUGUCACGUUACAAUAUAUUUUUAAUAAACGACGAGUCAUCGUCUUCACGAUUGUCGUCGGUCGUGGGCAGCGACAGCAACUCCGUCAGAAAACCUAGGAGAAAAAAACGACGAGCGACAGGUGCUAGGAAUGAAUCAUUCGUUCGAACGAAUUUAUUCUGAUGGAAACAUUGUGUUGUUCCGGAUAAAUUUACACGGGUCUUAGACGACUGCGUACAUAAUAUUAGUAUAAAUAAUUUAUCGUUGUGACAAUCCGGAAUGAAAUAAUUGUACCGCGGGGGAGGGGGGACUGUUCGCAAAGAACCGACAGACGUUUUUGGUCGACAUAAAUUCGGACCUCCCAAGCUAAAGGGCCGAAAAUCAAAAGUGACGGUUUAGAACAUUGCUCUUCAGAGCUUCCGUUAUUUCGGGCGCGUAAUGUGUAGUUUAAUAAUUUAUCUGUAUAUUUUUAAACUAUAUACGUUGCUCUUGCACGGUUUACAAAAACCUUGGGUUUUAGAUUCUGAAUAGAGCGAGAAAUGUAUUGGUUUUACGACGGUAUUAUUAUUUUUUAUUUUUAUGUAAACACUUUUUCUACCAGAAAGUUUACUCCGACUAUCAAGUAUAGCACCUUUUCUGAAAGGAAAUGUUCUCUGGCUGGUAUACUUUACAGUGGUUAUAUUUUGAAAUUAUCAUUAUUAGUCGAUAUAAUGAGAAAAACCAGGUUGUUUAAGAUAAAAAAAAAAAUUGAAAGAUUAAAUAAAUGGUUAUCAUUGGCACCCUUUUUGUCUUUUGGCUUUUGUUAUCAUUAAAUUUUUAUUAUUUUGAAUCUUUUUCAAACAAUCAUUGUUGUACUCAAUUUACCAUAAUGUAACAUAUAUCUAUAUACCAUUGACGAAGCAACACUAUCAACUGAACUCCGCCCAGAAUCGUUUUUUCGUUAGCAACGGUUUUUCGUUGCUUGCAGAUAUACCCGUUAAAUUCCCGUUCGUAUCCUACCUUCUCAACUUUCCACCCACAACAGUAGCUGUAUCCACGUGCAAUGUAUGUCAGUAUUUUUUUUUUUUUUUUAUAUAAUUAUCAAAAAUUCUACAAAAUAGUUAGUUUUGAAGCAUAGGUUUUUGGCGUUUGUUCAUUUGUUGAAAUCCAAACAAAGGACACGGAAAUAUAUUUGCGCAACACCGUGAUAACUGUAACCGCGGUUCGGGGUUGGGUUGGACCAUCGUGUACGCAGAGCAAAAAUAAAUAACAAUAUUUAUUCAACAGCGUAUUGGGCUAUGUAUCAAUAUAAUACGGGCAAACAAUACUGGCUUUCCGGCUUAAUAAAUGGCGUGGAACUACUUAGCUGUCUGCUCCAGUUGACUAAUUUAAACUCGCCGCCGUAUACUCGCGUGCAGUGGCGCUCUCCGAAUUAAAUCCCCCCGGGAGAAUUUCGUUAACAGAAAAAAAAAAAAAAAUCCAAACUGUUCAAAUCUCAGAUGAUCUCCCCCAAUUUUUACUGUAUAAUUUCUGUAAUCUCAAUUUACUGUAUCGGUUAAUAACUGUGUCAAUAUUCUUUACUAAAAACAUUUUUUUUUUUUUUUUUUACAGACCACCGGAAUACUGACGCUGUUCAGGCGCACCUGACGUCCGCGGUGUACCUGACCGACUGUGCGUACGGCGUAGGCGGCGGCGGCGGAGGAGGAGUCUGUUGUGGUGGCGGCGACGGCGGCGUCGGACCAUCGCCGUCUACGAUGAAGUCGUACGCGGUGACGGCCGAGUCCGGUAGGACGGACUCGGAAACCGAUUCGGACUGUUCGAGAAACACGACGGUCGCAGUAGUGCCGACGAGAAGGGCUACGCCGGGCGGCAGAACGGACGAGGUGUGCAACCGGAGCGUGCGCGACAAGAUAGCGAUGUUCUCGCGGGCCACGACCGCGACCCCGGGCGCCGGCGAGAAAAAGGACUCGGUGUGUUCGUCCGCGUCGUCGUCGUCGUCGUCGGCGUAUUCGACGGGAUCUCCGGACACGUCGCCGGCCGCGUCCCCGAAGGCGGCGUACUACAGCACUCUGCCGCGCACACCGCAACAUCAGCAGCACCAAAAUCAAUAUCAAUGGCCACAACACCAGGCGCCGUACUCGCCGGUGGUCACGGGCGCGACUGUGGUCGGAUCGUCGCCCGCGGUGGCGCGUUUCGUGGGGGGCACAGACACGAUUGACCAUCACCGGCGGUCGCAGAGUCUGGUCGAGCAGCCGUACAGCAAGUACUUCAACACCAUGAACGCGUACGCGGAAAUGGGACGAUCGUCGCUGAACGCUCUUAUCGAACAGCGCAGGCGGAGCAUGUCCAAACUGCGCGGACUAGUCAUACCGGAAAAGAACGGCGGAGGGACCGUCGGCGCUGGUGGCGCCGACGAUCGUUCGCAUCCGGCCGCGGUCAUAGCCGACUUGCCGUUGCUGAUCAAAAGUCCGGACGACCGUCACGACGGUUAUGACCGUGAAGACGCAGCCACGGCCGCCGUGCUGUGUCCGCCUACCAAGACGUACGUAAACGGGCCCCCGCCAGUCGUGGGCACGGUGACCAGGUACGCGAACCCGGUGAAGACGAUAGCCCGGCAACCGUUGAUCGCCGUUCCGCCACCGCAGUCGCCGCCGCCGAUCGCCGCCGCCCCGGAACAACGGCGUCCGUCGUCAACGUCGUCUUCGCCAUCGUCUUCGUCGUCGUCGUCUUCAUCCUCUUCGUCGUCGUCGUCGUUGAACUCGAGCCGCGAAGAACUGCGGCACAUACACGACGAACGGCCGCCGUCGUCGGUCAUCUGUAAGUCUAAAAGCUCGUUCAAAGUGGACAGCGACGAAGACUCGGCGCUCAGCUCGGGCCGUUCAAGCACGUCACUGCAACCGUACUCGCCCGCUUCGUCGCCGCCGCCGCCACCGCCCACAUCGCAGCCGCCCAUGACGUCCGCGGCCUCGCCCAGCGGACCUCCAUCGACGCCGGCGGCCUGUGCUGCCGAGACAGCGGGCAAGCGCGUGCUGAAAGCCGAGAGCGUGGAGGCCAUCAACCGGAAGAACGUGCUGUGCUCGGCCAGGAUCAGCAGCGGGAAACCAGAACCGCCUGUCGUCCCGCCGUCGUUUUUGUCGUCGUUGCACGCCAACAAGACCGCGGAUUAUCACUAUCAAUACUCCGCAGACAACGGUUUGCCGGCAAAGUCAUCAACCGCGUGCAAGACCGCCGCCAUCGGCGCUGCAGGGUCAGGUACCGGCAUAAUCGGCAACAGGUAUACGCACAACCGCAUGUCGUCCAUGGAGUCGACGACCAGCGACGAUUCGUCGAUGCAGUACGCGGUCAACGCCGAACCGUUCGGUAGCAUCAGUUCGCUGGCGUCGACCACCAGUCUGAUAUCGCAACAUGAACUCCAGCAGCUGAUCGACGACGCCAAUCAGUCGACGUUGGAAGAUAACGGCGUCAGCGCAGGCGGAAUCGUUACGGCGGUCACGCCCGUUCCGAUGUCCGUCGAAGUGAUGGUCGUCAUCUUGCACCGGGACAUGGCCACCAGCAGCGUGGGCAUCACGUUGGCCGGCGGUGCCGAUUACGAAACGAAAGAAAUAACGGUAAGUCGGUCGAAAAUUGCCCCGUCGUGUUAUAUAUUACGGUGGUUAUUACCGCGGUACCGGUAUCUUAAUAAUCUUGUCGUUGUUCUUCUUCCGGCUGUCAGUCUUUCGAUCGUUCAACCGCAGCUGCUUCACCGACGAAUCUUUUAGUUCUCGACGGAUCGAUAUCCUACCACUCCUAUACUUCCUUAAGGAUUUCGGACUCUCCUGAUUCAAGCGCCACGUCAUCUGCUUUCACCGCAGUCGUACGAGACAAGGUUCCGUCAAUUUCUCCUUUUAAAUUUCCUUUUUAUGCUGAACGAUCCUUUUUUCAUCACGCGACUCUCCCAUCACAUCCUACCGCUUUAUCCAAUCACACUCAAUGCUAUCUCUAUAAAGAAUGUCCCGCGAAGAUUUGAUCGUUGCGCUAUCUUGGAAAGCAUUAAAUUUGUUAAAAUUUAAGAAACAAGUAGCACUCAAAUGUUACAUUACCUUUAUUUUUUGUUCCUGUUUUUGGAGCCGGACCGACUACAAAAUUUUGAUUUUUAAACGAAUGCCAGUGCUUCCACAAAUAGACGGUAUAUUAGUUUAAAUAAACUUCGGUGAUGACAUUUUUGAUUUCCGUCAACCCGUUGACGGGUCAUUCCACUUUUAGGUUUGGGUAAGCGGAGGGUAGCGGAGCAUCAUCAAACGCCGCGCGCAGUGUCGCCACACAAUUGAUGUUUCGCUACUCUCCCCUACCCGAACUUACAAGCGGAAUAACUCGUCAACGGGUCGAAAGAAAUCGAAAACUUUCAACACCAAAAUUAAUUUAAACUAAUACCAUUUAUACUACAAUGUUACAUAAAGGUUGUCAUAAGUGGAUCAUAGGUAGGUCGGUUCAAAUUGGAAAAACAAGGGUGAAAAAAAACAAAGGUAAUGUAACAUUUUAAAGGUACUCGUUUCUUAAGUUUUAAAAUACGAAAAUUCAGAAAAAAUUCAAUACUCUCCAAGAUAGCGCAAUAAUCGUAUUAUGUUCGUGGGACAGCCUGUAUGUAACUAGUUGCGCACAGAAGUCUUCGGACGCCCGAGACUGCCGCAAAACCUUUGUCCGUCCGCGAUCGCGGUCGAUGGAUAAAAUAUUUUGUGUUUCGACGGAUUGACCGUUGUUCGUUGUUUUCGCAGGUGUACAAAGUGUUGUCCGGCAGUCCGGCCGACAAGGACGGCCGCAUCCGGAAGGGCGAUCGGAUAUUGUCGAUAAACGGCAAGAGCAUGAAGGGAAUCACGCACCGGGAAUCAUUGGCAAUACUCAAAGUAAGAUUUUACGUGAAAUUGUAAGUCACAAUAACGUUUUGCUAACGAUUUGUUUUGUUUUUUUUUUUUUUUUUAGGCACCCCGGUCUGAAGUAGUGUUGGUCAUAUCGAGGUGCAAAUUGGACGCGGCAGCCGUAGAAGCCACGGGACAGCCACAACCCGUCGACCAGGCGACUUCAGCCAAAAACGGUAAUGGAUAUUUCACGACGUAUUUUCUUCAUAGUACUAAUUACACGUACUUAGACUUACUUACGUUUUUGUAUUUCCCCACAGAUGUGAUCACCGAUCGGGUUUUCGGACCGAUAGCCAAAGUGACGUUGUCCAAAGACGGCACCGGGCUGGGAUUCAGUUUGGAAGGAGGCAAGAAUUCGCCGACCGGAGACCAGCCGUUGACGGUCAAAAAGAUUUUCACCGGUCAGUUUGGAUGAUAAUAUUACGCUAUACCAUGUUACGGGUUGUACCGUUUGCGUCCCGUUUUGUGAGUGCGAUUGCGUUAUGGGCAAUUUUUACGACAUUUUAACAAUCAAACAGUUUAUCCAUAAAAUACACGAAAAUCUAAAGGUGCCCUCCGAAGUCGUUCUACCGUUACUCCGAUUGUUGUCGAUCAUCAUCCUCCCCCUCGGCUAAUUUUACAGCCCGGCCACUGUUGUGCCGAUCGAUUUCGCUUUUACUCCAAAACCACUUCGCGGUAUCCAUUUUCCGUUUCGGGCGAACGAAUUGCGAAUUAUCGCGGAAUAAUAAAUGACUGCGAUACACGGAUUGCGGGAACAAUUUUUUUUUUUUUUUUACAAUUUUCGCGCACGUUACCUACCGUUGUUUGUUGUAAUCGUUUCGAAAACGCCGUCGAAAUUGCCUACACCGCAUGCGACGAAUUCGGGUGUACACGGUCGACCCGUCGGGAAGUACCCUACGCAUGUCUGCAAUGAUACUGUUAUCGUUUUCUCAGGUGGUUGCGCGGAACAGUGCGCGCAGAUAGCGGCCGGCGACGAGUUGGUGUCGGUGAACGACAUCGACGUGACCGGCAUGUCGCGUACCGAAGCCUGGAACCUGAUGAAGAGGCUGGUGAACGGUACUGUCACACUAGGAGUGCGUCACGUAAUCUAA